Messenger RNA from Podarcis lilfordi (Lilford's wall lizard), 59396 nucleotides. The record is from the annotation of a GenBank genome assembly. NCBI's taxonomy places the organism in Eukaryota, Metazoa, Chordata, Lepidosauria, Squamata, Lacertidae.
GGCGGUGAUGUCAAAGCGGGAGGAGGGAGGCUGGCAGGCAACUGCUAAGCAACAGGUUCCAGAUCAGAAUCUCCCUUUCGAAGCAUUCGCCGCCGUCCUUGCACAGUCCUGGGAUCAGGUGGCGACCCUGGGCCAUGGGGAGCCAAGCCGUCAGCCCCUAUGGUGAGUCCAUUGUGUGUGUGGGGGGGGGCGGUGGUCCCCAAGUUUCAGGACUCGGGGUGUUGUGAUGGUGGGUGGCAAAACGGGGGAAACCCCCCUUUUUUUAAAUCUGGAGAAAUCGGCUUUGUGUGAGCGCGCGUGGAGUGUCUGGGGUGCAGGAUGGGGGGGGGCAGGUGAGGAUGGGAAGUUGGGAUUGAGUAUGUUGUGGGAGGGGGGCACCCAAAGCCAAAUUCUCUGUUCUUUUUUCACCUGGGCAGAGCCAGGAUUUAUCUUAAGGGAGGGGCGGGACACCCACCUGUCGUCAUCCUCUCUCUGCCUGGCUCAGUCGGAAUGAAAAGUCCCCACGACAGUUGUUUGAAAUUACUUACUUUCGACCCCAAGUGCUCAGAAAUUUUUUUCCCUACAGUUUCUACCCUAAGUAUUUUUUAUUUAUUUACUUGAUUAAGAGUGGGGGGGCGGGGAGGCAGCUGCCAUGCCCCUGCCCCUCUGGCUACGCAAAUGCCCCUCAUCCACCAUCCCUGAGAUCUGGGGGGCGGAGGGGAUGUAUUUGUCUUAGAUCAGGAAAUAGUUUCGGAGGAUGGUGAGUUUGGUGGCUUUGAAAUGGGAACACAGCAUUUUGGGAGAGGCUUUCGCGCCGGAUGUGUUGGGCCACUUGGGAUGGGCAAGGGGGAGAAAGUAGGAAACAGUUUUGGGUGGGUUUCAGAAACUUGAACACAAAUCAGCAAAUGACACGUGCCCUUUUGUUUUUGGUGGGGAGUUAACUGAGACAAGCUGGGCUCACGUGGAUGUUUUAUUUUAUGCAUUUAAUUGAUCCGGAGGAGUAAAUGAAAAACCCACUUCCUUGUUACGGGCUCUUUGGGUCGGAUUCAGCUCAAGCCGCUUCCAGGGUCCAGAAAUGUGUGUUUGCAUGUUUGGAGACGGAGUAUCGGAUCUCGUUUUUUGCAUGCAUGGUUGAUAUAUUUUAUUUGUAUAGUGCCGUCAGUGGCGCGUGAGAAGUUCCCUGCCCCCGAGGAGCUUAAAAUCAGGCGUUUGACAAAAGGGGAGGGGACUGAUUGUGGGGCGUGUUAGCACAGGCGAGGGGUAAUAUGCUCAGUUCAGAUAAACAUCCUCAGGCUUAGGGGACAUUUAAACUUGGUUCUGCUUCUAAACUGGACUGGGUGGGUGUGUGGAAAAAGAAAAUGGAUUAAAAAACUCUGAGAAACCCUGGGUUACAUGAUGGAAAAAAAGUUUUGCUAAACUUGGGUCUCCAGCUGUUUUUGGACUACAACUCCCAUCAUCCCCAGCUAGCAGGACCCAGUGGUCAGGGAUGGUGGGAACUGUAGUCCCAAAACAGCUGGAGACCAAAGCUUAGGAAACAUGAAUGUAGCCUUUAGCGGUGUUGUGAAGGCGCAUUGGUAGAGGGAAUGCUUUUCCUGCAAGAGGGUCUCUGGUUCAGUCCCUGAUAUCUUCAGCUGAAAAAAAACAAAUAGCCGGGAUUCAAAACCCCAGAGAGCGACUCCCCCCAGCCAGAAUAGACAGCUCUGGGCUUAGGUUGACCAGGAGUCCGGCUCCCAAGAACAAAGCAGCUAAAAAAAUAAGUAGCAUUUUUAUAGCGCUUUAGAACACCCAACAGAAUGCCGUCUAGGUGGUUCUCUUGUGACGCUUACAACAACCUUGCAAGGGAGCCUAAGACUUGCCAAUCGGAAGGUCGGCGGUUCGAAUCCCCGCAACGGGGUGAGCUCCCGUUGCUCAGUCCCUGCUCCUGCCAACCUAGCAGUUCGAAAGCACGUCAAAGUGCAAGUAGAUAAACAGGUACCGCUCUGGCGGGAAGGUAAAGGGCGUUUCCGUGUGCUGCUCUGGUUCACCAGAAGCGGCUUAGCCAUGCUGGCCACAUGACCUGGAAGCUGUACGCCGGCUCCCUCGGCCAAUAAAGCGAGAUGAGCGCCACAACCCCAGAGCCGGCCACGACUGGACCUAAUGGUCAGGGGUCCCUUUACCUUUAAGAAGGGAAAUGCACCCUCUGCUGUCUGCAAGAGAGAAGUAUGGCUAGCACCACCAGGAAGCCCUUUUUGCUUAUUAUAUACAGUGGUACCUCAGGUUACAUACACUUCAGGUUACAUACACUUCAGGUUACACACUCCGCUAACCCAGAAAUAGUGCUUCAGGUUAAGAACUUUGCUUCAGGAUAAGAACAGAAAUUGGGCUCUGGCGGCGCGGCAGCAGCGGGAGGCCUCAUUAGCUAAAGUGGUGCUUCAGGUUAAGAACAGUUUCAGGUUAAGAACGGACCUCCGGAACGAAUUAAGUACUUAACCUGAGGUAGAAGUAGAAGAAGAAGAAGAAGAAGAAGAGUUUGGAUUUGAUAUCCCGCCUUUCACUCCCUUUAAGGAGUCUCAAAGCGGCUAACAUUCUCCUUUCCCUUCCUCCCCCACAACAAACACUCUGUGAGGCGUGUGGGGCUGAGAGACUUCAAAGAAGUGUGACUGGCCCAAGGUCACCCAGCAGCUGCAUGUGGAGGAGCGGGGAAUCAAACCCGGUUCCCCAGAUUACGAGUCCACCACUCUCAACCACUACACCACACUGGCUCUCUGUACCACUGUACCACUGUACUGCACUUUUGUAGAGGGGUAGAAAAAAAGAAAAGAAAGCCUAACGUGAUAAUUAAAAGGAAAGAAAUGACAGGAUGCUGGAAUAGAUGGGCCUUUUGCCAGAUUCAUCAGGGACUCUCCUUACGUACAUAUAGUAAAAUUUAGAAUUAUGAAUUCAACAAUCAAUUGCAGCUCUUGCAAACAUGGCAGGUUUGCCUUUCCACUUUGAGUCUUGUGGCACCUUAGAUAUGAACAAAUGCCAUUAGGGCAUAGGUUUUGUGGGAUAGAGUUUGGUUCAUCAGAUGUCUUGAGUUUAAACCGUCAUUGGUAGGUGUGUAGGCACAUGUUUGAAAACAGUUGUAAGCUGUGAGGUCAGAGGGAAAUGAAAGGCUCCGUCUUCGUCAAACAUUUGAAGCUGUGUAUCACCCCACUUUUAAAACAGUCUUCUUUGGGACUUCCCCUGAAGAAUCCUGCGAACUGCCGCUUAUUCAAGCUGCUGAGAGUUGUUCGGAGACCCCUCACAAAACUGCCAUUUCCCCCAAGUGGUUUAACAGCCAAAUCCCUCUUCCCAGGAAACUCUGGGAGAGCAGUAGGGGGUCUCUUAACGACUCUUGGCACACUUAGCUAUAGCUUCCUGGAUUCUAUUGCGGAGAGGUGUGACAGUUUAAAGUGGUUUGAUACUGCUUUGAAUGUGUAGUGCUGAUCGGCCCAUAGUAACAAUUUCAGUUAGAGCCGUGGCCAUUCACAACAUUGAGGAUUGUGCUUCCUGCGCCAGGUGGCCAUGAAAGCUGAUGCCAUGACAAAACUGGCUGACCUUUAAGGUGCCCCAAGUCCUUUUGUUCGUCCUGUUGCAACAGGCUUUUUUGCUGGAAAUCAUUGCACUUCUGAAAACCUUUGGGUCUCCUCCUGCUUGCAAGUUUCCCACAGCUGACCGCAUGACAUUAUUGUCAUCGAAAGGCCGGCUGUGUUUUCCCCAGGCUUGCCAUUCUUGGGAGAAAUCCAUUUUUUUAAAAAACAAAAACCACUUGGCAACCUGUAAUUUAUCGUUAUUUUUAUAUCCCGCCUUUCAUCCAAGGGGCUGGCGGUGAUUCCCACCUCCCUAUUCUGUUUUCACAAUGACCUUGCAAAGUGGUUAAGGCUGAGAGAUGGUGAGUGGCCCACAGUUGCCCAGUGAACUUAAUGACUGAUUUGAACCCCAGUCUCCCCGGUCCUAGUUCAGCACUCUAACCAACAAACCACAGUGGCUCCACCUGUCUGUGAUAUCUGAAAUACAGUGGUACCUCUGGUUGCGAACAGGAUCCGUUCUGGAGCCCUGUUCGCAACAUGAAAGGAACGCAACCCACGUCUGCGUGUCUGCGCACAUAUGGAUCGCGAUUCGCCACUUCUGCACAUGUGUAUGAUGUCAUUUUGCGUGUCUGCGAAUGCGUGAGCGGCGAAACCUGGAAGUAACCCUUUCCAGUACUUCUGGGUCGCCACGGGACACAACCUGAAAACACGCAGCCUGAAGCGGACAUAACAAGAGAUAUGACUGUAUCCAUUUUUUAUUUUUUUAUUUUUUUGCAAUAUUAAGUUCCCAACAUCAUGCCUUCUUCAUCUUGAUAUCAUUUCUUUUUGGGAAGGUUCAUACCCAAGACUCAGUAAUCCUCUCUGUCUUGCUAACAGCAUGACGACGGACUGAGUCCAGCCUGCUGUACUCAAUUACAAUAAUGUUAAUUAUUUUGGUAUCUCUUGCUGAGUUGCUUUCUGUUAAUGGAAAGAGAGUAGAGUGUCAGGCUGCGUAUAUAAAGUUAGCAAAUAAACAGCUACUCCAGAAAAUCAACAGUCUACGUCAUAAGUUGUUUCAAGGCAUAAUAGUUAAACGUUUAACACCAGUUGCGUGGUUACUGGCUGUAAAACACUUACACAAUAUUGCGAGUUGAAGUUAUCCACUUCAGGCUCCUUCCUGAUCCUGGAUUCCACAAAUGCCUCUAUCAUAGCUUUCCCUUCCUAGAAACCAUUCUUGGAAUUUAUAGAGUGAGGGCAGCGUAUCCAUUCCUAUGAAUAAUGUUUUUGGGCGCAUUUUGGCAAACACCCCCUUGGCAAACACUAAUAUUUUGGUGGAGAAAUGUAGGUCUUUCCGUUGUCACUUGGAAGGAGGAAACCAGGAAGUGAGAGAGUGGACAGCUCACUCUGAAUGUAAGCAAGCAAACAAUAAACAGGAGAGUCAUUUUGAAAGAAUCAUUUAUAUAGCUUUCCAACUUUUGGUAUUGGGAUCAGAGUUCAGGGAAAAGGCCAAGAGUCGUGGGGGCGGGGAGGCAUAGGGCAGAAUGCUAGCAUCCCUCCUUAUGGGCCUUCCCUUUCUUUCCUCUGGAGCAGCGGUUCUCAACUUGUGGGUCCCCAGAUGUUGUUGGACUACAACUCCCAGCAUCCCUGAGCUCUGGCCUUGCUAGCUAGGGGUGAUGGGAGUUGUAGUUCAACAACAUCCGGGGACCCACGGGUUGAGAAAGGCUGCGAGUCUGGAGGAAUUUUGGGGAACUUCCAAAAGACCUGUUUGCUGAGCAAUCCAUCCUGGUAGGUUUGUGGUGGAGGUUAGGGUGAGGGUUACAUCCCAGCAAUGGUUAUCUUGCACUUUUCCUGCAAAGUGUUUUAAGGUAAAGGUAAAGGUACCCCUGCCCGUACGGGCCAGUCUUGCCAGACUCUAGGGUUGCGCGCUCAUCUCACUCUAGAGGCCGGGAGCCAGCGCUGUCCGCAGACACUUCCGGGUCACGUGACCAGCGUGACGAAGCUACUCUGGCGAGCCAGAGCCGCACACGGAAACGCCGUUUACCUUCCCGCUAGUAAGCGAUCCCUAUUUAUCUACUUGCACCCGAGGGUGCUUUUGAACUGCUAGGUUGGCAGGCCCUGGGACUGAGCAACGGGAGCGCACCCCGCCACGGGGAUUUGAACCGCCGACCAUACGAUUGGCAAGUCCUAGGCGCUGAGGCUUAACCCACAGCGCCACCCGGGUCCCACAAAGUGUUUUACUCAUCCUGUAAAGCAGGGGUAGGCAAACUAAGGCCCGGGGACCGGAUCCGGCCCAUUUGCCUUCUCAAUCCGGCCCGCGGACGGUCCGGGAACCAGCUUUUUAAAUGAGUAGAAUGUGUCCUUUUAUUUAAAAUGCAUCUCUAGGUUAUUUGUGGGGCAUAGGAAUUCGUUCAUUAUUAUUUUUUUCUCCAAAAUAUAGUCCGGCCCACCACAUGGUCUGAGGGAGGGUGGACCAGCCCACGGCUGAAAAAGGUUGCUGACCCCUGCCGUAAAGUAAUUUUAGAGGUCUUUAAAACUUUCAUUCGGCAGAGCAUGAGACUCUUAAUCUCAGGGUUGUGGGUUCGAGUUCUGUGCUGGGUAAAAGAUGGGGUUGGACUAAAUGACUCUUGGGGGGGUGGUAUCCUGGAUCUUGUGGGGGGGCGUGUUGGGGCAGGCAGUGGUCCUAAGACAAAAGGCUGGAGUGUUUAUCCAGGAGGGUGUGUACCUGAACAAGAUCUAAAAGGUGAAUAAGGCGGAUAUUUGCUCACCUCAGUCCAGACUGAGACAAGGAAGUGCAGCAGCCUUUCGCAGGCAAACGAUAAAGUCAGUCAAGGUUGUUAUGGAAAGGGCAGUUUCCUUCUUCAGGGAACAAAACUCUCUUUAAAUGGAAGCAGGAGAUAAGCUAGCUUUGAUUUUUGUUUUAUUUAACUACAUGUAUAUACAUGCUGGAACGUAACAAAUACUUCCGGUUAGUUUACCAGAAAUAUUGGCGUUAUCAACAAAAAGCAGUUGAAAACAAGCAGUUUAAAAACAUUUGAAGAGCAAUUAAAACCAGCAAUGAACAAAAAAGACAUUAAAACGUGUAAACAUGGUUUGUUUUUGAUUUAUUAUGUAUUUUGGAUUCUCAUGUCGAAUUUUGCUGUUGCGAACCACACUGAGAUCUUCGGAUGAAGGACAUUAUACAAAUUAAAUUUUUAAAAAACAGUGAAUAAAAAUGAUAAUAAAAUAAUAAUAUAUGGGCUAAGUUGUUUUAAGCAGAUAUCGAAAAGCGUACAGUGAAGAUGCCUGCCAGAUGUCAAAAGGCAGGGAAUUCCGGUGUUUCUGUAGAUGGUAGUUUCUCUAGCUUCACUCUGGAGCUUUAUUGAUAGGGGUUAAGUUGCCAAAAGGCAGUAGUCAUUGCCACAGCUUGUGGCAGUGAGUUCCAUAGGAAUUUGUGCACCGUGUGGAAAAAAACACCCUUAUUUUAUGUCCUCCUCAAAUCUACUGACAAACAACUUCACCUCUCAGUGGGAUGAGGUAGAGACUCUGCACGGACUCAGAGGUACCUUCCUCUUUAUUGUGCCCCGUGUUAUUUAGAGUUAAGUUUUAUAGCUGUGAAUCUGUGCACCUCUGGGAACAGAAUGCAUCAUAAUAAAAUAUUGCCCAUUAAAAAUAGAGUGUUUUCACCUUUCUUGCAACCCAGAGACAAAACACUCCGGGGUAACAUGGCGAUUUGCACCUGCCACAUCGCCAUCAAUGAACAGGGAGCGUCAGGUCUCCUCCUCCUCCUGACAAUUCAGUUAUUUAGCAUUCAUCCUGAUGGGCUUGCACAAAGCUUACGCGGUGCCUCGAUGAUUGUUGAGCAUUUGUUCCAGUUUGUUCGCAGGGCGGUUAUAUGGCAAUGAGCAUUCAUGCAUCUCUUUGUUACUCAUUCACCUGUUCCACACUUCACAGUGGAUUUCCCUGCCAUGUUCCAAACUGCAAAAAGUCUACUUUUUGCACUUUUUUGGGAUUUGUUUCACUAGGGGGAUAGAGUGCUUUAAACGCACUAACUUAAACCUCCUGUGUGCGCUUGGCUAGCUCCUGCAAAAUACCUGAAACUUUGGAGACACCCUAAGCAAAUGCUGUACUUAAAUAAAUGCAGAAGCAAGCAGGAAGGAAUUGGAUCAUUGCUUUUGUGGUUCUUAUGGGGAAACAUAGCCAGUCAGAUGCAUGGCCGCAGUGGUUUGGUAUGAGGAAACCCAAGGCUUUUUUAAAGGUGUCCUCACACUUGUUUAUUUAAUGCUUUUGUAUCCUUCCAUUGUCCUCCCUGCUGAGUUCUGCAAGGGGAAAAGCCGAGUGUUCAAGGGGACAGUGGAGGCGAAAUAAGGAGUUGGCUCUGGCCUGGCAAUCGCUCUGGGUCCAGCCACUGUUGCAUACUCUCCAACAUUUAUCCAAUGACAAUAGGGACGUUGUAUUCCAUAAUAACAAUGUUAUAAGAAAAACUGCUCCAUUUCCCUUAUGGAGUAUUCCAGAGCACAUAUACAGUGGUACCUCAGGUUACAAACGCUUCAGGUUACAGACUCCGCUAACCCGGAAGUAGUACCUCAGGUUAAGAACUUUACCUCAGGAUGAGAGCAGAAAUCGUGCGGCGGCCACAGGAGGCCCCAUUAGCUAACGUGGUACCUUAGGUUAAGAACAGUUUCAGGUUAAGAAUGGACCUCCGGAACGAAUUAAGUUCUUAACCAGAGGUACCACUGUAGAGUCCUUAAGUGGGUUCCCUAUUGGUAUGAGAAAUAACACAGGACAACCAGAAUAGAUUGAGAAGCAAAGCAGCUAGUAAGCCUGAUCUUUAUUAAAGGAACUGUUGCAACAGGGUCCCCACUCACCCUUUGAAGGAGGGAGGAGAACCCUGAACAAUGGUGUGCAAGCCCCUAUAUAGGUUUUUGAAAUUGCCCACCCUGUGGCCCAAGACCCCCCUCCAAAAAAAAUCAUACAUACAGGCAGUCUACAGCUGAAAUCCUGUUUGCCAGGAUACCUGAUAAUAGUCACUGGUUGCAUUACCUGGGCAGUCUGGCCAUUCUUUUGUGAUAGUUAAUACUUUAGUUCCUGAAUCCUGGUCACAGGCUCACCCUAUUCAUACACAAAUACACGCCCUUACGACAGGAUUUGCCACCAAAAUGACAAUGGGAAGACUUUCCCCAUUUGCUUCCCUUACUGCAGAGGAAUAUUUGAGGUUGUUGGGAGAGUCAGAAUGGCUUCAGGAUUGCUCUCCCAUACUAUUUCAGACACAUGGUUCAUAUAUUUUGAUAUGUGUGCAUUUAUGAAUAUUCUAUAUGUGAGACCUCAAAAUUCUUAUAACAAUAAUAAUUUUAUUAUUUCUACCCCGUUCAUCUGACUGGGUUGCUCCAGUCAUUCUGGGCAGCUUCCAACAUAUAUAAAAACAUAAUAAAAACAUUAAACAUAAAAAACACUUCCCUGUACAGCCUUCAGUUGUCUUCCAAAGGUUGUGUAGUUACUUAUCUCCUUGACUCCGGGGUUGCAUAACCCCACACCCUCAAACAUUUCUCUCAUGACAAUAGGGAUGUCCUAAGGAAAAGAGGGGGACGCUGUGGGUUAAACCACAGAGCCUAGGACUUGCUGAUCAGAAGGUUGGCGGUUCGAAUCCCCGCGAUGGGGUGAGCGUCCAUUGCUCGGUCCCUGCUCCUGCCAGCCUAGCAGUUCGAAAGCACGUCAAAGUGCAAGUUGAUAAAUAGGUACCACUCCGGCGGGAAGGUAAACGGCAUUUCCGUGCGCUGCUCUGGUUUGCCAGAAGCGGCUCAGUCCUGCUGGCCACAUGACCCGGAAGCUGUACGCCGGCUCCCUCGGCCAAUAAAGCAAGAUGAGCACUGCAACCCCAGAGUCGGUCACGACUGGACCUAAUGGCCAGGGGUCCCUUUACCUUUAAGGAAAAGCGGGAUGUUCCGGGAUCAAACUUGAAACUGGAAAAUAGAGACAGUUGGAGGGUCUCCUGUUGGCUCUGCUGCCUUUUCACUUACCAGUCACCACUGUAUUAAUGGAUAUGACCAACUUGGGUACAUUAAUUUAAGUAGGUCUACUCUUAAGCGAAACGUGUUUGGCGGAUGCAGGUACGAGUUGAAAGGAAACUGUGUCUUUUUCUUGUUGCUUUCGUUAAAUGUCUAGGAAGCAGAACCCCUUGUGAGUGUCUGGAGGCGGUUGGAGGAUGGAUGGCGGCUAACAGAUUGAGGUUGAAUCCUGACAAGACAGAAGUACUGUUUCUGGGGGACAGGAGGCGGGUGGGUGUGGAGGACUCCCUGGUCCUGAAUGGGGUAACUGUGCCCCUGAAGGACCAGGUGCGCAGCCUGGGAGUCAUUUUGGACUCACAGCUGUCCAUGGAGGCACAGGUCAAAUCUGUGUCCAGGGCAGCUGUUUACCAGCUCCAUCUGGUACGUAGGCUGAGACCCUACCUGCCUGCGGACUGUCUCGCCAGAGUGGUGCAUGCUCUGGUUAUCUCCCGCUUGGACUACUGCAAUGCGCUCUAUGUGGGGUUACCUUUGAAGGCGACUCAGAAACUACAACUAAUCCAGAAUGCGGCAGCUAGACUGGUGACUGGGGGUGGCGGCCGAGACCAUAUAACACCGGUCUUGAAAGACCUACAUUGGCUCCCAGUACGUUUCCGAGCACAAUUCAAAGUGUUGGUGCUGACCUUUAAAGCCCUAAACGGCCUCGGUCCAGUAUACCUGAAGGAGCGUCUCCACCCCCAUCGUUCUGCCCGGACACUGAGGUCCAGCGCCGAGGGCCUUCUGGCAGUUCCCUCAUUGCGAGAAGCAAAGCUACAGGGAACCAGGCAGAGGGCCUUCUCGGUAGUGGCGCCCACCCUGUGGAACGCCCUUCCAGCAUAUGUCAAAGCGAUAAACAACUACCUGACAUUCAGAAGACAUCUUGAGGCAGCCCUGUUCAGGGAAGUUUUUAACCUGUGAUAUUUUACUGUAUUUUUUGUUUCUAUGGAAGCUGCCCAGAGUGGCUGGGGAGGCCCAGCCAGAUGGGCGGGGUAUAAAUAAUAAAUUAUUAUUAUUAUUAUUGGCGAUGGACUGCCAAUUGCGCAGAGAUCUAAAAACGUGUCCCAAUUGACUUUUACACUCACUCUUGGGUUAUAUGGUUCCAUUAAAGUUGAUGGCUUUAUGGCUUGAGAGAGGCUUUCCUGAAAGCUGUAUCUCUUGUCAUAAACCGGAUUAUGCAGACCCUAACCACCUGAAUGUAUGCUGCUCCUCACGCCACCAACGUCCUGAGGACAAGCCCAGAGCAAUUCUGGCCUGAAAGCAAAGGAUGUUUCUUGAUCUCUUUCUCUCCAGGAAUGUUCAGGGUGAGGCUUCAUUACUGUGAAUGGCCUUCAGACCUUAGGGAUGCACUCCCAAACCAUAAAACACUUCGGCAUCCCUCAAGGCAGCGAUUUAAAACAGUUCAGGGACAGAUGUAGGUUUGAAGGUCAGGUGCCCUCAAAGCAGAGGGCCCCAGCAGCAGGGAGCUGAGUGUAGCCGCCAUCUUGAUUUAUCAUCUGUGCCCUGGAGCUGAUUUAGAGUUGCCCCAUGUCCUCUUUUUCCAGGACACAUCCUGUUUUUCAUGGGCAUGUAAAAGGAGAGUAGUCAUAGCGAUCCAUAGUUAAAAGUAGAAGUUGGCGAAUGUGUCCUCUUUUUUUGCUCUUCAGACUAUGGCAUCCCUUCCUGUACAGUGGUACCUCGGGUUACAUACACUUCAGGUUACAGACUCCGCUAACCCAGAAAUAUUGCUUCAGGUUAAGAACUUUGCUUCAGGAUGAAAACAGAAAUCAUGCUCCAGCCGCACAGCAGCAGCGGGAGGCCCCAUUAGCUAAAGUGGUGCUUCAGGUUAAGAACAGUUUCAGGUUAAGUACGGAACGAAUUAAGUACUUAACCUGAGGUACCACUGUAUUAUGGAAAAUUCAAAUGGUGACUAGACCAAGCUGAGGCUAUUCAGAACCAAAAGAUGUUUUUCAAAGGGAUUCUCAAAGCAGGUUUGGACAACGGGCCUGACAGCAAACCAAGGUUUUCGACUUCCGAAAGUGUUCGAAAACCAAGGCACAGCUUCCAGUUGGCCACAGGAGCUUCCUGAACUCAAUCGAAAGCCGCCUCAGACGUUCAGCUUCCAAAAAACGUUUGAAAACCAGCGUUUGGGAGCCAAAACAUUUGAGUCACAAGGCGUUUGAGAACCGAGGUAUGACUGUACUGACUCUGGCUGGCGCUACCCCUAGGCAGAGUGAGGUAGCUUGGUUGUCAGUAAAGCUCAGCAAGGACAAAUUUGACUCAGUGUGUACUUAAAGGUGAAGCUAUGCAGUUCGCAUUGUCCAAAAUAAUACGUGGAUUGACAUACAGCCACUUUUUACAAUUCACGCAUCUCCAAAUUCCGCAACGCGGUUCUCCGGCCAAUUAACGUGUACCAAAAUGCCAGAGGAAAAAGUGGGCACAGAACCGCAUGUAAACAAUUUUACAUUUGUGUUAUAGGCUAGUUUCUAAACAUACACACCCCUCUGCCUGCUCCAUCCAGACGAGCAAGAGGUGUUCCUGGAGUCCGAGGACACAUUCCAGCCAGGCAAAAGUACUUGAGGAUAUGAGGAGUGUGACUUGGAAAGACGGGGCAUCAUCUGGGAGGAAGAUUGAGGUUCCUCACAUGAAAAAGAAGCCUGCUAGUUCAGUCUGAGGGCCCACCUAGGCCAGGAUCCUGUUCUCACAGUGGCCAACUAGGUGCCCCAAAGCGAAGCCCAGAACCAGGACCUGAACAUAGCAGCCUGUCUCCCCAGAUGGCUGAGCAGACUUUAUUUAGUUUGUAUAUUUAUGCUCUCUUGGUUAUAUGACUUGAACACUAGCAGAAUUAACCCUUAGCUGUGCACUGAAUGAUCCCUGCUGUUGCGCUUUCUUCCACCAUUUUAUUACCAUGGUACCUCAGGUUAAGUACUUAAUUCGUUCCGGAGGUCUGCUCUUAACCUGAAACUGUUUUUAACCUGAAGCAUCACUUUAGCUAAUGGGGCCUCCUGCUGCCGCCGCGCCGCCAGAGCACAAUUUCUGUUCUCAUCCUGAAGCAAAGUUCUUAACCUGAAGCACUAUUUCUGGGUUAGCGGAGUCUGUAACCUGAAGCGUAUGUAACCUGAAGCGUAUGUAACCUGAGGUACCACUGUAUAUGUCCCUGCUUUUCUUGAAUGAAUGCGUUCAGUCCUUCACGAAUCUGGACACUCCCUUUUUAAAGUCAUCUAAGUUAAGCAUUCUAAGUUAUCCAUUCUGAAGGAAAUCAGCCCUGAGUGCUCACUGGAAGGACAGAUCCUGAAGCUGAGGCUCCAAUACUUUGGCCACCUCAUGAGAAGAGAAGACUCCCUGGAAAAGACCCUGAUGUUGGGAAAGAUGGAGGCACAAGGAGAAGGGGACGACAGAGGACGAGAUGGUUGGACAGUGUUCUCGAAGCUACAAACAUGAGUCUGACCAAACCGCGGGAGGCAGUGGAAGACAGGAGUGCCUGGCAUGCUCUGGUCCAGGGGGUCAUGAAAAGUCGGACACGACUAAACGACUAAUCAACAACAAGUUAAGCAGUUGAGGAACUUUACAAUGUACAAACCUAGCGUUUAGUCCUUAGCUGAACCGGGCUUAAUCUAUGCACCGGUGACCAGGUAUUGGCCCUUGAAUUGUAGAGCGGUCUGCUGCAGGCCACGUCUCUGAUGACAAACUUGUCGGACUAGAAAUCUGAGUGUUUCCCAUGCUGAGCAGCCUGCAGAGGGAAAGCCUUCCUCUCUAGGGAAAGCCUGGAACGCUCAUUGCCCUGCUGUACCCAUUCAUUUGAUGCACUCGCAGUCAACAGCAAACUAAUGACCGCCCAUAGCAUUCCUCUUGCCACCUUGUAAUUACUAUGAUUUAUAUGGUAAAUGCAGUGUGCUGGAGUUGCGCAGGGCAAUUGCAGGUCAAGGGGUAAGUCUUGGGGGGGAAAGGGGGAGGGCCUGAAUUGGUGGGGCUUACAAUCCGAUCCUGCCUGUAUUGACUACUACAACAUGCCACAUGUGGGGCUGCCUUUAAAGUCAGCAUGGGGUGGGGGUCAGAAGGAAACUGGCAGUAAACCACACCGUGCAAGUUGGAAUUGACUCUUUGUUUAUCUUGUGAUUUUAAAAAAAUCAAAACAUGGCGUCUGGGAAGAUGGCGUCCCGGAUUUUGGCUUCAAAGUGUUCAAAUCUUGUGAGAGAUUUGUGGGAUUUCCUUCUAUGCCUUCCUGGGUGGAGGCAACUGUUUCCCUUAUGCGCUUUCUGGGAAGAGAACCUCCCCGCUUCUGUGUUUACCAUGAGGGAAGGAGCCCUUUACCUCUUUGCAAAGGAUUACUACAGAUUGCGGCUAGUGUGUGUGUGUGUGUGUGUGCUCUUCUUCAAAACCUAGCAGUGGGAGCAAGCCCUAAUACAGGUAUGUCCAAAGUCUGUUUCGGGGGCCUAAUCCAGCUCUCUGGUCGGUUUAAUCCGGCCCCUGUGGCAGUUUAUUUCCUGCGGUAAAAUCCCAAAAAAACCCUCAACCCUAAAAAGCUCAACAACGUCAAUCAUAAAAAAAGCUCAAAAAUUGUGGUUGGCCCUUUGGUCGGCCCUCACGGCCCUUCACUUCAUGAAAUCCGGCCCUCUUUGAAAAAAGUUUGGACACCACUGCCCUAAUACAACACCGGUCCUGAAAGACCUACAUGGGCUCCCAGUACGUUUCCGAGCACAAUUCAAAACAUUGGUGCUGACCUUUAAAGCCCUAAACGGCCUCGGCCCGGUAUACCUGAAGGAGCGUUUCCCAUCGUUCAGCCUGGAUACUGAGGUCCCGCUUUGAGGGCCUUCUGGUGGUUCCCUCACUGCAAGAAGCCAAGUUACAGGGAACCAGGCAGAGGGCCUUCUUGGUAGUGGCGCCCGCCCUGUGGAACGCCCUCCCAUCAGAUGUCAAAGAGAGCAACAACUACCUGACAUUCAGAAGACAUCUGAAGGCAGCCCUGUUCAGGGAAGUUUUUAUUGUGUUUUUAUUAUGUUGGGAGUUGCCCAGAGUGACUGGGGAGGCCUGGCCAGAUGGGUGAGGUAUAAGUAACAAAUUAUUUGUUUAUCUAUCUAUCUAUCUAUCUAUCUAUCUAUCUAUCUAUCUAUUACUAAUGGGAUCCUACCCAAAGGCUGCCUAGAAAUGUCCCUUCAUCCAAAGUGUAGCCCUUAAUAGGAGAACUUCAUACCAGGCAUAUAACUGAGAAGGCUGAACUGAGAAUCUCAUGGAAGGAUUCCCAUGGCAUUUAUUUUAUUUUAUUUUAUUGUUGUUUGUGGGAAGGCCCCUGUUUUGAUCCCUGGCGCCCCCAGCUAUGGCUGGAGAAAACCUCGGCACCUGAAACCCUGGAGAGCUGCUGCCGGCCAGUGCUUAGCCUGCUUAGCCUUAGCCGUUGGUUUUGAUGUUGGAGCUUCUUGUAUUUAUCAGUGAUGUUUUUAUGUGUUGCGAUCCGUCUUUGGGAGGGCUAUGCGCCCUGAAAAGUGUAUUAGCAAACCACUUAAAAUAAAUGAAUGUAACUCCACACCUAUUGAGAGCCCACACCAGGGAGUCGUCCUUUUCCUAUGCUGCAGAGAGGUUAAGGCAUGGGUAGGCAAACUAAGGCCCAGGGGGCCAGAUCCAGCCUAAUCGCCUUCUCAAUCCAGCCCACAGACAGUGCGGGAAUCAGCGUGUUUUUACAUGAGUAGAAUGUGUCCAUUUAUGUAAAAUGCAUCUCUGGGUUAGAGACAUCACCUUGCCAACAAAGGUCCGUAUAGUUAAAGCUAUGGUUUUCCCAGUAGAAUCAUAGAAUCAUAGAAUCAUAGAGUUGGAAGAGACCACAAGGGCCAUCGAGUCCAACCCCCUGCCAAGCAGGAAACACCAUCAGAGCACUCCUGACAUAUGGUUGUCAAGCCUCUGCUAAAGACCUCCAAAGAAGGAGACUCCACCACACUCCUUGGCAGCAAAUUCCACUGUCGAACAGCUCUUACUGUCAGGAAGUUCUUCCUAAUGUUUAGGUGGAAUCUUCUUUCUUGUAGUUUGGAUCCAUUGCUCCGUGUCCGCUUCUCUGGAGCAGCAGAAAACAACCUUUCUCCCUCCUCUAUGUGACAUCCUUUUAUAUAUUUGAACAUGGCUAUCAUAUCACCCCUUAACCUCCUCUUCUCCAGGCUAAACAUGCCCAGCUCUCUUAGCCGUUCCUCAUAAGGCAUCGUUUCCAGGCCUUUGACCAUUUUGGUUGCCCUCCUCUGGACACGUUCCAGUUUGUCAAUGUCCUUUUUGAACUGUGGUGCCCAGAACUGGACACAGUACUCCAGGUGAGGUCUGACCAGAGCAGAAUACAGUGGCACUAUUACUUCCCUUGAUCUAGAUGCUAUACUCCUAUUGAUGCAGCCCAGAAUUGCAUUGGCUUUUUAGCUGCCGCGUCACACUGUUGGCUCAUGUCAAGUUUGUGGUCAACCAAGACUCCUAGAUCCUUUUCACAUGUACUGCUCUCAAGCCAGGUGUCCCCCAUCUUGUAUUUGUGCCUCUCAUUUUUUUGCCCAAGUGCAAUACUUUACAUUUCUCCCUGUUAAAAUUCAUCUUGUUUGUUUUGGCCCAGUUCUCUAAUCUGUCAAGGUCGUUUUGAAGUGUGAUCCUGUCCUCUGGGGUGUUAGCCACCCCUCCCAAUUUGGUGUCAUCUGCAAAUUUGAUCAGGAUGCCCUUGAGUCCAUCAUCCAAGUCGUUGAUAAAGAUGUUGAAUAAGACCGGGCCCAAGACAGAACCCUGUGGCACCCCACUAGUCACUCUUCUCCAGGAUGAAGAGGAACCAUGCAUCAGUAAUGAUGCACGGAAGUGAGAGCCGGACCAUAAAAAAGGCUGAACGCCGAAGAAUUGAUGCUUUUGAAUUAUGGUGCUGGAGGGGACUCUUGAGAGUCCCAUGGACUGCAAGAAGAUCAAACCAUUCUUAAGGAAAUCAGCCCUGAGUACUCACUGGAAGGACAGAUCCUGAAGCUGAGGCUCCAAUACUUUGGCCACCUCAUGAGAAGAGAAGACUCCCUGGAAAAGACCCUGAUGUUCGGAAAGAUGGAGGGCACAAGGAGAAGGGGACGACAGAGGAUGAGAUGGUUGGACAGUCUUCUCGAAGCUACCAGCAUGAGUUUGACCAAACUGCGGGAGGCAGUGGAAGACAGGAGUGCCUAGCGUGCUCUGGUCCAUGGGGUCACGAAAAGUCGGACACAACUAAACAACUAAACAACAACAAAUCUCUGGGUUAUUUGUGGGGCAUAGGAAUUCGUUCAUUAUUAUUUUUUCAAAAUAUAGUCUGGCCCCUAACAAGGUCUGAGGGACAGUGGACCAGCCCUCUGCUGAAAAAGUUUGCUGACCCCUGGGUUAAGGGGACACCACUGGCGGCAGUCCUUGCAGGUGAUUCGUGGAUGGUAAGAUGCAUUGAACGUUUGCAUGUGGGUAUCAGCUUCCAAGUUUGGCACAGUGCCAAAAUGAUAAUGACCAGAUGUGUGUGCUAUAUGCAAAUGAACCCAAGUGCUCAGCCAAUACCUGAAGGUUGAUGUCAUUCCGGGGAAGAAGCUUGUUUUCAGUGAUGUUUUUGUAUUCCACAUCGGCGGCUGCUGUGGUCUUUUCUUGCACCUGAUUCCCACCGUAGCUCGGGUUACAGUGGCUAUUUCCUGGUUUGAGUUUUACAGCUCUCCCUUGCUUAUCUCUUGGUAAUUGAGUCUAAUAGCUUCGCUAUCAGCGCUGCCAUUGAACUCAUCCAAGUGACGGGCAUGCUCCAAAUUCUGCUCCAUCUACUUAGGAGACCGGACAAUUCCAGGCCCUGGGUCUUUCUCAGAGGAUAUAGCUGUCAAUGAAUAAUAGCCAUGAAGGCUUUUCUCUGCCUCCACAGUCCGAGGCAGUAACGUCUGUGAACACCACUUGCUGGAAACCUCAGGCAGGUAGAGUGCUCUUGUGCUAGGGUCCUGCUUGAGUUUCCUACAGGCAACUGGAUCAUUCCCAGUGAGGUUUGGCUUGGCUGUGAAAAUACUUCCCUGCAGAUUAGGGGUGGGUAUCCGUGAAGCUGAGGCUCCAAUACUUUGGCCACCUCGUGAGAAGAGAAGACUCCCCGGAAAAGACCCUGAUGUUCGGAAAGAUGGAGGGCACAGGGAGAAGGGGACGACAGAGGAAGAGAUGGUUGGACAGUGUUCUCGAAGCUACCAGCAUGAGUUUGACCAAAUUUGGGAGGCAAUGGAAGACAGGAGUGCCUGGCGUGCUCUGGUCCAUGGGGUCACGAAGAGUCGGACACGACUAAACGAUUAAACAACAACAAUCUAUUGUGAAAUUCUCUGUGCCCAGAAGCCUUAUAGCCUGGGUAGGCAAACUAAGGACCGCGGGCCGGAUCAGGCCCAAUUGCCUUCUGGAUCUGGCCCACGGACGGUUCGGGAAUCGCCGUGUGGAUCGCCAGCAUGCGCAUUCUUUCCCUCUCCCUCCCUCUCCCUCACAAGGCGGCGGCGCCGCCUCCUCCCUCCCUCCUCCUGGCUUCUCCCUGCCCUGCCUAGAGGAGGAAGGGGGCUGGGCUUUGUUGGUGCCAGCAGCAGCAGCGCUUGAGCGGUGGCCAUUUUAAGCAGCCCCUCUCCGGAGCCCUUUCGUGCACCGCUCAUUGUCCCUCCGCCGCUGCCAGCCCCUGCUGCUCGCAAGACACAGGUAAGCAGCCACCAGGGCUCGUGGUGCUCUUGCAUCAUUUCCCCCACAAAAAAUAUAGUCUGGCCCCCCCCACAAGGUCUAAGGGACAGUGGACCAGCCCCCUGCUGGAAAAGUUUGCUGACCCCUUAUAGAAACUGAGGGAUUCCUGAAUGCUUGGGGAGGGAGGUGGUUUUUAUUACUAUUAUUUAUUUAUUACAUUCGUAUAACACCCUUCAUCCAAAGAUCCCAGGGCAGUUCACAACACAAAAAUAUGAAAUGAGAACACAGCAAACUUUUUCAGCAGGGGGUUGGUCCUUGUGAGGGGCCAGACUAUACAGUCAUACCUCUGCUUACAGGCGCUUCAGCCGCUUGGGGUUUUUUGGGCUGCAGACCGCUGAAAACCAGAAGUACCGGAACGGGUUACUUCCGGGUUUCGGUGGUCACACAUUCGCAAAAGCACUAAAUCGCGCUUUGCACAUGCACAGAAGCACCGAAUUGCAACCCGUGCGUGCGCAGACGCGCCACUGCGGGUUGCAGAUGCUGCAGGUUGUGAACGUGCAUCCCGCACGGAUCACAUUCACAACCCGAAACUGUAUUUUGAAAAAAAUAAUAAUGAACCAAUUCCUUUGCCUCACAAAUAACCCAGAGGUGCGUUUUAAAUAAAAGGACACAUUCUACUCAUGUAAAAACACGCUGAUUCCCGGAUCGUCCACGGGCCGGAUUUAGAAGGCAAUUGGGCCGGAUCCGGCCCCCGGGCCUUAGUUUGAAUAAAAAGAUCACGCUCCCAGUGAGGCGGAAGGAAGCAAUCCUUCCAUCGGGCCAUAUUUGCAUGGCAAUUUGACACUGGGGGAAAUAAGGCAAGCAUAUAAUCUGGAGAAUACGCUUCUCGAGUUGCCUGGGUUGUACAACCACAAGGGACUCUGGACAUUCAGGGAAGGCUGUGGUUGCUUACCAACCAGUCUUCGUUGCAUCCUGUUGCACUGUGUAACAGGCUGGCCGCUAGCCCAGGAGGCUUAUGGCAGGGCGGCAGCCAGGCAGUGGCAGCUCCUUGGCUUGAAUAAAAAAAUCCACCUUCUGGAAGCAGCUGGUUGCGGCAACUUGGCUAGUUUCUCCUCGAAGGAGGGAGGCAGUUUUCCUGUUUACGUGAAAUCAGACUGCCUGCUAAAGUUCUGCUCUUGUUGUAGAAUUGCAAGCUGCUCUAGGGCUGCCUUCUGUGCUGUUAUGCUGCCUCCAGCCCCUGGGAGGGAUCUUUGGGGAAGGUCAGGCAGUCAAUGAAUAAAGCACAGCUGACUGGGAUUCAUACCUUUUGAGAAAUACUUUUCUUUCUUUUUUAAAUAUAUUUUUAUUAAGAAUUUCAACAUACCGUAUUUUUCCAUCUAAAGGACGCUCUGUUUCCCCUCCAGAAAUUAAGGGGAAAUGUGUGUGCUUCCUAUGGAGUGAAUGCAGGCUCCUUGGCUUCAGCGACAGCAAUGCGAAGCCUCCGGAGCGCGGAGGGAGCGCUCCCUCUGCGCUUCGGAGGCUUCGCGUUGCUUUCGCUGAAGCCAGGAGAGCAAGACUCUCCUGCCUUCAGCAGAGAGGGAGAGCUGCGCAGCGCCCCUUCAGCGAAGCGGGAGGAGAAAUGGAAGGGGCUCCGUUUCUCCUGCUGCUUCGCUGAAGGGGCGCUGAGCAGAGAGGGGGAGAUUUUUUUUCCUUGUUCUCUGCCUCUAAAACAUGGUGCGUCCUAUGGUCGGGUACGUCCUAUAGAGCGAAAAAUAUGGUAACAGUUUAUCCAAAAUACAUCAUCCUCAUUUCCCCCCCUUUUUUUUUCUCUCCCCCCUCCUCCCCAAAAGAAAAACCCACCCUCCCCUCCCCGGACUUCCCUCAGCUCCUCUCUCUGGUUUUUCCGCACAUAUUAUUCUCUGCAUAUUAUAAAAUUGUAAAGAUCCUUAAUUUAUCUGUCUAUAUGUUACCAAUAAAGUUUGUGUGUGUUUAUUCAAAACCUGCCAAGGAUUCCAGUUCAUUUUGUUGUUUCUUUAAGUACUUUGUAAAAGGUUCCCAUUCUUCUUUAAAGUCACAGUUGUCCUUAUCACGUAGUUUGUGUGUCAAUUUUGCCAAUUCCACAUAGUCCAUCAAUUUCUCUUGCCGCAGUUCUUUGGUCGGAAUUUCCUUGUUCUUCCAUCCUUGUGCUAUUAAGACUCUUGCCGCCGUUGUCGCAUACAUAAAGAUGUUUUUUCAGUUUCCUUGGCAGGUCUUUCCCUACAAUCCCUAACAAAAAUGCUUCAGGCUGUUUUACAAAUGUUAAUUGUAAAAUUAAAUACUUUUCUAUAACUGACAUGGUGAGGGGAAAGAAAGUUGCUCCAAAGGCUUUGCCAUGGCUCUGGGUCCGAACAGUAAAACCUAUAUAAACCCAUGGAUGGCUCCGUUGGUAGAGCAUGAGGCUCUGGAUCUCAGGGAUGUGGGUUCGAGUCCCACGUUGGGCAAAAAUAUUCCUGCAUUGCAGGGGGGUGGACUGGAUGAACCCUGGGAGUCCCAUCCAUCCAGCUCUACAAUUCUAUGAUUCCAUAGCCUCCACAUUUCUUGCUGGGACAUAGUAGAUAUUUCCUCCUGUCCUCGAUUUACCCACCCACCCCCAUCUCUCUCUCACCAGGGGACAAGUUGAAACAUGACCCGACUUUCCACGGCCCCAUCAAAAAUAGGUAAGAAACGCUUUGCGCAUGGACAGGUGAAUUGGCUGCAGUCUAGAGUACUUGUGUGGUGCCUUUGAAAGCGGCUGGGAGGCAAGGAGGCCUAAGAGGAGAAUGGGCAGGCUUAGGUUCCAACUGCAGGGAACCUGUAGCCCUUCAGAUGUUGCCGGAUGACAGCUACCAUCACCCCUGACUAGGAAUGUGGGAUUAUUAUUAUUAUUAUUAUUAUUAUUAUUAUUAUUAUUACAUUUGCAGCUAGGUCUAUCCAACUGACCCUUUCUGAAACAAUACAGGAACUGAAACGCAGCCAUUUUGCACAGUUCUCCCUUACCCGAAUGUUAUGAUGCUGUUUUCUAAUCAAUGCUUAUAAAAAAAACACAUAAAUUAGGGGAAAGUGUGAAUAAAACUGAAAAAUCUCCCAUCUGUUUAUUUGAUUGUGUUUAUAUCCCGCCUUUUCCUCCAAGGGGCUCGUUCAUGGUUCUCCCCUUCCUCAUUUUUUUCUCACAAAAACCCUGUGAGUUGGUUGAAACAAAAUAAAAAAAUUCCUUCCAGUAGCACCUUAGAGACCAACUAAGUUUGUUGUUGGUAUGAGCUUUCGUGUGCACACACACUGAAGUUGAAGUGUGCAUGCACACAAAAGCUCAUACCAGUGACAAACUUAGUUGGUCUCUUAGGUUCUACUGGAAGGAUUUUUUUUGUUUUGUUUCGACUACGGCAGACUAACACGGCUACCUACCUGUAACUAAACCUGUGAGGUAGGUUAUGCUGAGAGGUUCUGACUGGCCCAAGGUCACCCAGUGAGCUUCAUCACUGUGUGGGGAUUCAAACCCUGUGGGGUUAAAUACAGUGGUACCUCAGGUUACAAAGACCUCGGGUUACAAACACUUUGAGCUACAGACUCCGCUAACCCGGAAGUAGUACCUCGGGUUAAGAACUUUGCCCCAGGAUGAGAACAGAAAUCGCACGGCAGCAGCAGCGGCGGGAGGCUCCAUUAGCUAAAGUGGUACCUCAGGUUAAGAACGGUUUCAGGUUAAGAACGGACCUCCAGAACAAAUUAAGUUCGUAACCAGAGAUACCACUGUAUGGAAGACAAGAACUGUAUACAGUCGUACCUUGGUUGUCGAACGCCUUGCGACUUGAAAGUUUCGGCUCCCGAACGCCACAAACCCGGUAAUGAGUGUUCUGGUUUGCAAAUGUUUUUGGGAAGUCGAACGUCCAAAGCUCCUGCAGCCAAUCGGAAGCCACGCCUUGGUUUUUGAACGUCUUGAGCGCCUUGGUUUUCGGAAGUUGAACGGACUUCCGGAACAGAUUCCGUUCAAGAACCAAGGUAUGACUGUAUGCCACAUUGAGCUCCUUGGAGGGAAAGGUAAGAGAUAAAUGCAAUAAAUAAAUGAAGAUAAAAUAAAGGAGAGCAAAUGCUGAUCGCAUUCCCUGGAUUGAUUCACAUUCUGGAUAUGGGAACAUUGGCAAUUUUGGCUCCCCGUCUCCUAUAGUCUCCAAUAUCCCUAGUGAUGACUCAGUUAUGUGAAGAAAAUUUGCCCUCUGGCCCAGUGGUGUGUGGUCAGUGGAAUAGGGGGACUAGACUAGUCCCUUAAAUAUUCACCUCCUUCCCAAACCCUAUGGAAAACUUCACCACACAACACUUAUCUGGCCUGUUUAGAAGAGAAGAAGAACAGUUUGGAUUUGAUAUCCCGCUUUAUCACUACCCGAAAGAGUCUCAAAGCGGCUAACAUUCGCCUUUCCCUUCCUCCCCCACAACAAACACUCUGUGAGGUGAGUAGGGCUGAGAGACUUCAAAGAAGUGUGACUAGCCCAAGGUCACCCAGCAGCUGCAUGUGGAGGAGCGGGGAAGCGAACCCGGUUCACCAGAUUACGAGUCCACUGCUCUUAACCACUACACCACACUGGCUCUCUUGUUUAGAGUAAUUCUCCCCUCGUUUUAAUUGUUUCUUCCAGGGUUGGGCCUUCAGAAGAAUUUAAGCUGUUUAUUUCAGGCAGCUUCCUUCGUCACCCAGGCGUUCUCCAGAUAUCCUAGACUACAACUCCCAUCAAGUUGGCUGGGGCUGAUAGGAGUUGUAGUCCAGAACAUCUGGAGGGUGCCAGGUUGCUGAAGGCUGAGCCUAGAGUGAGUGUUUUUGGGGUCCGAGAGCCAGUGUGGUGUAGUGGUUAUGAGUGGUAGUCUCGUAAUCUGGGGAACUGGGUUCGCGUCUCCGCUCCUCCACAUGCAGCUGCUGGGUGACCUUGGGCCAGUCACACUUCUCUGGAGUCUCUCUGCCCCACUCACCUCACAGAGUGUUUGUUGUGGGAGAGGAAGGGAAAGGAGAAUGUUAGCCGCUUUGAGACUCCUUAAAGGGAGUGAAAGGCGGGAUAUCAAAUCCAAACUCUUCUUCUUCUUCUUCCGAGCAGACUCCUCCAUCCCCAUUUCUGCUAUUUAUUCACACGUGUCCAUGAUCUGUCUUCCUGCCGUCCUUCUGUUCCAGGAGCUGUACUGACAUUAUCUGCUGUUUUAUCUUCACGGUUUUCAUCGCUGGCUACAUCGUGGUGGGGAUUCUGGGUAAGUAGUGCUAAAAGUAACAGGGCUUGGAGAUGAGGGCAAGGAAGGUGGGAUCAAGUUGGGAGCUAUUGUUUUGCCAGGCAGACGCAGUUUGUCUGGAAGCUCUGCCAGCUUCAGUACAUGACAUGAGAACCAAAUUCAAUCAAGUUGUUUUCUUUCUUCCUUCUAUUUUUUUUUAAAAUUUAAAUAGAUUUUAUUGAUACAUCAGAUCAACAACAACAAAACAGAAAAACAAAACAAAAACAAUAUACAGCAAUAAAAAGAAAUUAAAAAUUAGAUAAUGACUAUAAAAGUUACAGCCAACGAAACUUAAACAUUUACACCACAUAAAUAUAAAGUUUUGACUUCCUUCACCCUGAUAUCAGCUUUUUAAUUUAUUUCUUUUCAACUGUUUCCUUUGUGAAUUAUUCUUACGAUUGCCUCACAUACAUAACCUAAGAGUCAUAAACCGUCUGCAGAAAUUAAUCAAACACUCAGGUUGUUUUCGUUUGCAGGCUUGAUUUUGGGCACAAUCUCUGUUCAGUGCCAGCGGAAGUAAAUAAGUUGCAAAGUGCUGCCCUUUGUGCUAAGACGCGUUUUACCAUUUACAGACACCGUAAUCGUAAGAGUCUUCAGCAUAAAAACAAAAAACUGCAGUGUUAUGAGAUAGAAACUUGCUGUGUAUUUUACUAAUGCCCUGAGACCUGAAAGAAUAUACUGUAUUGAUCCUUGACACAGACCCUCCAAGUGCCCGUAUUUUCCAGGGACAGUCCUGGAUUUACAGAAGCUGUCCUGGUUUCUGAAUGUCCCACUUUUCCUUAGAAUGUCCCUAUUUUCAUCGGAAAAAUGUUGGAGGGUAUGGAAUAGGAUGUCCCAAGGCUUUUUUUCCAGCUGGAAAUCACCGGAACUAAGUUCCGGCACCUCUCAGUUGCCAUUAUAAGAGAACAAGGGAGGUGUUCAUGGUGAGUUCCAACACCUCUUUUUCUAUAAAAAUAGCACUGGUCAUUGUCCCACCUUUGAGUCCACCCCUAACCAACACCACCUCACAGUGCCUCUGUAAAAAUGCGAGCGCCUUUCCUCACUCCCAUUAUCCUUUGUUUCCUCUCAAUCCUAGCCUGGCUGUACGGUGAUCCCCGGCAGGCUAUUUAUCCCAGGAAUUCAACUGGAGCAUAUUGUGGAAUUGGCGAAAACCGGUAGGUACAGAGACCCACGGGAAAGAAGGGGGAACCAAUGGCAAAGGGUGCAUUGUCACAGGGAGCGUGUUUAGUAAGUGCACAAGACUGGAAUCCAUGGCCAGAAACGUACCUCAGCCUGGCAGAGCCAUUUUCUUGCUCCUCCUUUUCCUCAUCGACUUAACUUCUUGUUUUUAGUUUUUGCUUCCUUCUAAUAUUUGUGUUUCCCCUUUUGUCGACAGUCAAGUCUUCCAACGAAGCCGCUGCUUCACCUUUUUCUUCUUCAUUUUACGCAUUUGCUGUGUCCUUUCCCCAGUCUCUUUCUUUACCUACCUUGCACCCACCUCCUAUUGGUAAAACCUAUUUGGUGUUUUGCAACUUUCUGACUAGUUGCAGGACCUUAGCCAGACCUAGCAGAGUAAACGCAGAAUCCACGGAAGCAUUUGGUGACUUGGCUGCAGACAGGAUAGACGAAGCAGGAACCAGGAACUUGUAGUUAGGUGUUUAUUAUAUUCAGUGGACUAUUUACAGGAACAGAACACGGAUCUUAUGCUAGCUCUCUCGGAUACGACUCACAACUCCUACACUGACACACAGAACUCUACACAUUCCAGUUAGUAGGCCAUUAAUUAUCACUCCCUUGAGAGAGCUUGACCAAUCAGGGAGCAGUCUCCAUGACUCUGUUAUCACCAGGCAGACUUACUCCUUCAGAUUGCUUUCUGGCUGUCUGCCAAAUCUUAAUUGACUCUGUGUGAGUAGCUGCACAUACACAGUUUCCCAACACCUCCCCCCCGUAAUCCUUUUUACUGUGCAUUUGCGAUGGGGGGGGGUUCGGAGGAGAAAUUUGAAGGUGAAUCUAUGAAACGUUUACUUUCCAAAACAGUAUGAGAACCCGGAAGCACAGCUGUCCUUCAGAAUUCUCCCUUAUCCAAACUUUGCCAUGCAACCAAUACGUAAUGAUGUGUCACUUAAAUACCAUACAGAAAUGCAUUAUAUUAGGGGAAAUCUCUUGCUAGUCAGAACCGCAUCUCAAAAAUGCAUUUGUUAGGAGAAAUUCACACUAAAAUUCACACUUUUUUAAAAAAAGAAAGAAAGAAAUUUGCACAUCGCUGCAGAAGUGUGGUGAAUGGAAUUUGAGAAAGAAUGGGAAAAUUCAAGAGUCAAAACAGAUAUUUCCUUCCAUCCCUAACUUGCGAUGAUUUGUGCACGUUGAUGGUAUCAGGGCGGUUGUACAUGAUCCAACUUUCAGUAUUGGCUGCAUCUGCACAAUAUGUUAAAAGCACCAUGAUACCAGUUUAAACAAUCAUGGCUCCCCCUAGAGCAGCGGCUCUCAACCUGUGGGUCCCCAGAUGUUGUUGGACUACAACUCCCAUCAUCCCUGAGCUCUGGCCUUGCUAGCUAGGGGUGAUGGGAGUUGUAGUUCAACAACAUCCGGGGACCCACAGGCUGAGAAAGGCUGCCUUAGAGAAUCCUGUAAACUGUAGUCUGUCAAAGGUGCUGAGAGUUGUUCCCCUCACGGAGUUGCAGUUCUUAGAGCUCCCUGGGAAGAACUAUUGGCACUUGGAUAUCUCAGUUGGUAGAGCACGAGACUCUUCAUCUCAAGGUUGUGGGUUCGAGACACACGUUGGCCAAAAGAUUCCUGCAUUGCAGGGGGUUGGGCUAGAUGACCCUCGUGUUCCCUUUCCAACUCUACAGUUCUGUGAUUGUUAAACCACUCUAGGGUGCAUUUAACCCCAUUUUUGUCCAUGCCCCAGGCCCAGUGGACGUUGCCCCUCUCUGCCAUUUGCCCUGGGAAGAAAGCUUCUCUCAGCCCUUGGCCCCUGAAUUGUUGACUCUGCCCCUGCCUAAGAUACGGCCUCCCCAUAUGGAAUACUUCCAUAUUGCUGAACUAACAGGGAGGAUAAGAGGAGAUAUGGUACAAAAAGUGAAUAAGAAGUGGGCUAUCUUUAAGGAAUACAUCAAAAUUUAUGGGGGAAAAGUAGAAUUUCUGACAGAUAUUGAGUGAGUCCAGAAAAUGAUUAGAGUGAAAGGAGAGCAAAGUCAAGAGAUUAAAGAAAUAAUGAAAUGUGUUUAAGCUAGUCGGAAAAAAUAAAGUAGUGUAACAAGAAUGGCUGGAAGUCAAGUCACAUGGUGGGUGUCUGUGUGGGGUAGGUAUGUUGAUAUGUACAGUAUAGGCAGGUAUUAUAUAGAGUAAAAUAGGUAUGUUUUAUGUUAUGAAAAUAAGGUGGUGUGUUGUGUAUGUGUAUUGUGUAAAUGUAUAUGUAUGUGUUUUAUAUGUUAAUAAAAUUUAAAUAAUAAAUAAAUAAAUAAAUAAAUAAAUAAAUAAGAAAGAAAGAUACGGCCUCCCCUCUCCUCCCUACCCUCUUAAUUAUUUAAUCUGGGUUUGUUUCACUCUCUCUCUCUGUGUUUUGCAGGGGCAAACCUUUCCUUUUUUACCUAAACAUUAUGAAAUGUGUCACAAGCUUCAACGUCAUAUCAGCUGCCAUGAGUGGAUUGCAGUGCCCUACACCGCAGGUAAGAAGAGUGGGCGGGCUCAGGAGGGGUUCCUGAGAUGGAGCUGGCUGUAGCAGGAAGCACUUCCUCAUGUCCAUUUUGUUUCUGUUCCCUUCAACUUUAUCUGCCCACUGCCGAUUUUCAAAUUGCAUUACAUCAGCCUUCUUUCCAGGCACCACCGAGGGAUUGAACCCGGGGCUACUGCACAUGGAAUGCACUCUCUCCCACUGAGCCACAACCCUUCCCUUGUGUUCUAUGCUGAUGAAGAUUAUGGCACGAAAAAUGUGUUGAUGUGCUCAUCCUUUAUAUUUGAAGCCAACUCUUCUAUCUCUUCUGUUGUUAUUACUAUUAAUAAUAAUAUUUAUAAAUUUUAUUAUUUAUACCCCGCCCAUCUGGCUGGGUUUCCCCAGCCACUCUGGGCUGCUUCCAACAAAACACUAAAAUACAAUAACCUAUUAAACAUUAAAAGCUUCCCUAAACAGGGCUGCCUUCAGAUGUCUUCUAAAAGUUUGGUAGUUGUUGUUCUCUUGGACAUCUGGUGGGAGGGCGUUCCACAGGGUGGGUGCCACUACCGAGAAGGCCCUCUGCCUGGUUCCCUGUAACUUGGCUUCUCGCAGCGAGGGAACUGCCAGAAGGCCCUCGGCACUGGACCUCAGUGUCCGGGCAGAACGAUGGAGGUGGAGACGCUUCUUCAGGUAUACUGGACUGAGGCAGUUUAGGGCUUUGAAGGUCAGCACCAACACUUUGAAUUGUGCUCAGAAAUGUACUGGGAGCCAGUGUAGGCCUUUCAAGACUGGUCUUGUAUGGUUAAAUACAGUGGUACCUCUGGUUGCGAAUGGGAUCCGUUCCAGAGGCCCGUUCGCAACCUGAAAAGAAUGCAACCCGUAGCGGCGCGUCUGCUUCUGCACAUGCGUGUGACGUCAUUUUGCGCGUCUGCACAUGCCUGAGUGGCAAAACCCAGAAGUAACCCUUUCCAGUACUUCCGGGUCGCCACAGGACGCAACCUGAAAAAACGUAACAUGAAGCAAACGUAACAUGAGGUAUGACUGUAGUGGGAAUAAUAAAUCUUGUUGAAUAUCCAUAACGAAAGUGGGGGAGGAAAGGAAUGAAAUAAGAGCAAUAAGAACUUAGGAUUCAUAAUCUGACGGAUCCCAACUUGGAGGCUCUGGUCUUAUUUAAAGACAUCACCAACCAAACCUGGGCCAAAGCAUAUUAACCUGCAUACAAAAGAAAAAGAAAUGGAAGGUCAAGAUGGCUGAGAAGAAAAUACAAUCUAAAAUAACUGUUACUGCCAGGUCCCAAGGUAGGAGUCACUCAACAGCAGAAAUUGAUCCCAAUGCAGAUCUGAAAGAUUUGAUAGUUAACAUGGACAAAAAUAUAAAUGAUAAACUGGAUUCAAUGAACAAUAAGAUUGAACAAAAUUUUAAAAUAAUAAUAAUAGAUCUUCAAGGUCAGGUAAAAGACCUGACAAUAAAAAGUAAGGAGCUAGACAAAACAGUUCAGGAAUUAAAAAAUCAAGACAAAUAAACAAGAAGAAGUGUCCAAAAGGAUUCAGAACGACAAUAAAGACCUGAGGAAAAAGCAAUAAUAAAAUUAUAAAAUAAUAACAAGGAAGUCACACACAGGUGGAGGGAAGACACAGGGCAAGAAAUAAGAAAUGGAUAAAUGUGAGUACAUAAUGAAAUGUGAAAAUGUGAAUUUACGAAUAUAAUGUAUAUGUAUCAUUAUGUAAAGAUUUCAUAUAUGUAUUGCAACAUUAAUAAGUAAGUAAGUAAGUAAGUAAGUAAGUAAGUAAAUAAAUAAAUAAAUAAAUAAGAAAGAUGAUUAUGGCACAGGAGUAGGGCCAUUGUAAAAAGUUGGCAACCCUAACUGCCAGAGAAGGCAAAACCAAGAAAGUGAGAAGUUGGGGGCCUUGACUUCUCCCAGACUCCAGACGCGACAGUUGGAAAUUCUGUCAGAUCAAAGCAAUCGAUAAUCUUUGCAAACCCCUCCAGCGUUUGUUCCGUGCGCUUGCCUUCCUUUCCCUCUCUCCAGAUCUGCGUCCCGUCCUGCCCUUCCAAGUUCUGGGCGGUGCCUCCGCAGAUUAUCCAAAAGGAUAAACCCGAGGACAUAUGGAACCAGACCCUGUGCCAGCCAACGAUUAACCUCACGACGACCAGCCUGGUAAGUUGGCACCUUUCGUUACGGCAGGUUGGUUCUUCACCCCCACCCAUUUCUCCACUCCGCAAGCGUACAGGCCAUGAGAAGACAUCUUGGCUACAUCAGGCCUGUUCUCGCAGGAGCCAGUCAGAUGCCUUGAUGCCUACAAGCAGAACCUGAACACAACAGUCCUCUCCUCUCCUCCUUGCAAUUCCCAGCAAAAGUAUAUUCAGAGGUCUUCUUCUUCUUUGGCGAUCACUCGUAGACGAGUAAGAUUGUCUUCCAUAAACACAGUUUUAACAAUGAGUCCGUAAGUAACUGUGGAGGCCAAUUCUGGAUCCACACGUCCUUCCACAGUGGGGACAUUGGUUUCCGGGCGGGAGUUGAUCAUGGUGUGGAUUUGCCAAGCGUGCCUUCCUCUUAGCGCAUUUCUCCCUUGCGUCCUGAGUUUGAGUGUCUUCAAAGCCCAUGACACCUUUGGUAAAGGCUGUUCUCGAACUGGAGCGCUUGCAGGCCAGUGUUUCCCAGUUGUCAGUGUUGAUACUACAUUUUUAAAGAUUUGCCUUGAGAGAGUCUUUAAACCUCUUUUGUUGACCACCAGCAUUACGCUGUUUCCAUUUUUAAGUUUGGAAUAGAGUAGUUACUCUGGAAGACAAUAAUUAGGCAUCCGCACAAUAUGACCAGUCCAACGAAGUGGAUGUUGAAGAAUCAUCGCUUCGACACUGGUGAUCUUUGCUUCUUCCAAUACACUGGCAUUAGUUCGCCUGACAUAAUGGUAUGUCUAUAAGUGAUUGUGGAGGCCAAUUCUGGAUCCACACAUCCUUCCACAGUGGGGACAUAGGUUUCCAAGUGGGAGCUGAUCGUGGUGAGGGUUUGCCAAACAUUCCUUCUUCAAAGCUCAUUUCUCCCUUUCUCCCUGAAUUCUUCGAAGUUCAUGACAGCUUUCGUCGAGGCUAUUCUCCAAUUAGAGCACUCGCAGGCCGGUGUUUCCCAGUUAUCAGUGCUUAUACUACAUUUUUUUAGAUUUUGUUUUCCACCGAUAUUUCGCUUUCCAUUCUUAAGUUUGGAAUAGAGUAGUUGCUUUGAAAGAUGGUAAUCAGGCGUCCGCACAAUAUGACCAGUCCAACGAAGUUGAUGUUGAAGAAUCAUCGCUUUGACACUGGUGAUAUUUGCUUCUUCCAAUACACUGGCAUUAGUUCGCCUGACUUCCCAGGUGAUGUGUAAAUUUUUUCGGAGACACCUUUGAUGGAAUCUUUCGGGGAGUUGGAAAUGGCGUUUGUAAGUGGUCCAUGUUUCACAAGCAUAUUCAGAGGUAUAUAGCCUCUCACACCAGAGGUGGAAAAUAGACGUUGUGGCUAAUAGCCAUGGAGAGCCUUAGGUAAAGGUAAAGGGACCUGUGACCAUUAGGUCCAGUCGUGGCCGACUCUGGGCUUGCGGCGCUCAUCUCGCUUUACUGGCCGAGGGAGCCGGCGUACAGCUUCCGGGUCAUGUGGCCAGCAUGACUAAGCCACUUCUGGCAAACCAGAGCAGUGCACGGAAACGCCGUUUACCUUCCCGCCAGAGCGGUACCUAUUUAUCUAUUUGCACGUUGACAUGCUUUCAAACUGCUAGGUUGGCAGGAGCAGGGACCGAGCAACGGGAGCUCACCCCAUCGCGGGGAUUCAAACCACCGACCUUCUGAUCGGCAAGUCCUAGGCUCUGUGGUUUAACCCACAGCACCACCCGCAUCCCUGGAGAGCUUUAUAGUCCCCUUUUAAAGCCAUCCAAAUUAGCGGCCACCACUGUCUCUUGUUGGGAGUGUUUGUCUUGGUUUCCUGCUCUCCUUCUGGAUAGGGAUGGAGGAGAUAUUUGAUUCAGCACAAAUUUAAAGCCGGAUCUGUCGCAUUCUCACUUUCCAAAACAAUACACGAACUGAACACGGCUAUAGCCUUCGAAAAUUGCACCCGCUUGAAUUUUGCGAAGCAGUCCUCCAGCCAAACAACAUUUACAAAAAUGAGGGAUAAAGGGUGUAUAAAAAUGAAGGUAUUGGUGAGAAUACCACGCAAGAUCACAUCAUAGUAAGGGAAGUUGCUUGCCCAAAGUGUCAACGUUGCAUAGAAUAAAUGGGUUAAUUUGGAGAAAUUUGCACUAAAUUGCUGAGAAGAGCCACGUUGGCUGAAAGAUUUUUAGAUGGUGGUGGUGGGGAUAUCUUGAAUGAAUGAAACUGCACCAGAAAGCAAGUUUUAACUUCCUGUUUAAUUCACAGAGUGUGUCAGAAAUUCUCAACCUGCAACUUUGUCCAGAAUUCACUGUCCCGUCCGAGCCAGGUGAGCACACAAUCUGGGUUCAGUCUGCUCACAAGCCCCCAGUCCUUUGACUGACGUUUCAUCUACCUUGAUGAGCGGCACAGGAGAGAAUUCUGCUGGGUCUUUCGUUGCUUCAGCACUGCCAAAAGGAAAAGCAAUGCCUAGCAAAAAAAUUCCCUACUGUACAACUUUCAGUGGGGCUUCGACCAUCUCUGUACCCUGGGGCCAAAUGGACCAGUGGUCUAACUCUGUAUAAAGCAGCUGUUAAUGUUCCGAGGAGGAGUUUUGGGAGCGAGGACUUCUUGAUUUAAUGAAAAUAUUGCAGUGCAUGUUUGAAAUAUGUAUGCAUGGUCUGUGUAUGUGAAUUUCAUGUGUGCUUCAAUUUGCUACUGUGGUUUUAUAAUUUAUUCAGCCAAGAAUUUGUACCAGAGAGCCAGUGUGGUGUGGUCUCACGGUUAGAAGUGGACUGACUAAGGUCCAGGUUCACUUAAGGGACGUUGGACCUGUCACUCCCUCUCAAGCUAACUUUCCUACCUUGCAGGGUUGCUAUGAGGAUUUUUUUUUUAAAAAAAAGACGAAAUAGAGUGUGAGGUAAUAACUCAGUGCGAUUGAGAAGGCGAUUGGGCUGGAUCCGGCCCCCGGGCCUUAGUUUGCCUACCCAUGCGUUAAACAAUGCCUUGACCCCUGUUCAUGAUUAUAUUUUAUAACAUUUGGAUUUGGCACAUAAUUUGUGUUCUGUACUGAUUUUUCAACCUCCCCUGGUCUCUGAUCUGCCCCCCUGCUCUAAAGAGAGGUGCCUCCUCACACUGCCCCACAGGGGCCUGGGAAGAGGAUGCCCCCAGUUUUAGUGGCCCAACAGAGACUAGCCAAAGGUGAACAUGAAGCCAGCGCUUUACCUUGGGAGGCAGUAAUUGGCACUGCCACUCCUGCAUGGUGGAAAGGCCUCCCCUUCAGCACCGGCACUCAGCUCCCAGGCAGGCCUUGCACAAAGCAAGCACAAUGUAAUAAACGAAAAUCUGCCCUUAUUCCCUUAUGGGGGACACAAGAACCAUUAUAGAGUCCUUUGUAGGUUCUCCAUCAGUCAGAGAAAAUAACAGAGGCCAACCAGAGAAUAUUGAUAAGCAAAGCAGCUAGUAAGCCUGAUCUUUAUUGAACUGUUGCAACAGGGUGCCACCUUCACACACAGGGGAGGAGGACCCAGAACCCAGGUGUGCCCGCCCUUAUGUAGACAUUUUAAAUUGCCUGCUUUGGAGUCCAAGACCACCCCCAGAAACAUGAUACCUACAUCACAGAAGGGGUGUAGCUCAAGCCGCCCCCCCGAUACAUCAUACCUACAUCACAGAAAGGGCGAUCUACAGCAGAAAUCUGAGUGCUUUGUUUACCUCCUGUCUGGCAAGUUACCUGUUAAUGCUUACUUGAUUGGAUACCCUGGGGAGCCUGGCCAGUCUUUUGUAAUGAUAAAUACUUAGUUCCUGAGCCAGGUCACAGGCUCACCCUAUGCAUACACAGAUAAUACACUUGACAGGUUUUGUGAAUGAAAAGACAAUGGGGAGCCUUUUCCAUUUCCCUUUGACCUCGCAGAGAAAACAUUUGGUCAGUCUGGGAGCCAAAAUGGUACCAGGACUGCUUUCCUGUGCUGCUUCGGACAUGUGGUUUAUAUAUAUAUGUAUGUGUUUGCUUGGUACAUUUAUUAUAUAUAUAUAAGACCUUAAUUUUUUUAUUUCAAUAAGAAAGGCAAGCGCAGCACCUGCCUGCCUGCCUGCCUGCCUGCCUGCCCGGCCUCCCACUGCUCUGUCCAUUCCCCUGCUUGCUUACUGCAAGGCCACUUUAGCUCCUGGCAACCAGCGCCCCCUGGCCAGCCCCAGAGGCACCAUUCCCCUGGGGAGCUUGUAGCCAGGGCUGCUGCAAUAAAUAGCUGUGCAAGCCUUUGGGAGGCAGAAACAUGAGAGGGCAUCAGAGGAGGGAAGGAAGGAAAGAGGGGCAGAGGCCAGUGUUGCCCUCGUCCAGUGCUCAGAAUGGGGCAGAGUUUUAGGCAUGGCAUCAAAAUGAACAGCACCCUCCAAUAUGGUGUGUAAUUGGCCCCAAGGCCUGGGGUCUUGCCGGUGUGAGGAGAGCAGCGCUAGGCCUGCUCUGCCGAUGUCCCACGUCUUCAAGAAUUGACCCUAAUCUACGUCUAUUUCUUUUUACAGUUCUGAGCCGUUGCUUCCCUACUUUUAACAUCUCUCAGGCUGAAUCCUUCAAUGUGGGCGGGAUGGAUAAAAAUAAAACUCUGGACACUAUCAAGAAUGGCACAGAGUAAGUCCUUUGACUCCCUGGGCGAACUUCAGUGAAUUCCUGGUUAAGUUGGGUAUCGGGAUUUUUGUUAGGGAUUGUAGGAAAAGACCUGCCAAGGAAAAAAAAAAUAUUUAUGUAUGCGACAACGGUGGCAAGAGUCUUAAUAGCACAAGGAUGGAAGAAUGAGGAAACCCCAACGAAAGAACAAUGGCAAGAGAAAUUGAUGGAUUAUGCAGAACUGGCAAAAUUGACAUACAGACUGCGAGACAAGGACAACUGUGACUUUAAAGAAGAAUGGGAACUUUUUACAAACUGCUUAAAAAAACAACAAAAUGAACUGGACUCCUUGGCAGGUUUUGAAUAAACAUACACAAAUUUAUUGACUGUUAAUAUAAUAGAUAGACAAUUUAAGGAUCUUUACAAUUUUACAAUAUGCAGAGAACAAUAUAGGCUGAAAAAUCAGAGAGAGGAACUGAGCAAAGUCUUGGGGGAGGGAGGGGGGUUCUUUUUGGGGAAGGGGGAGGGGAAAAAUUGGGGGGGGAAUGAUGAAGAUGAUAUGUUAUGAUAAUUUGUUAUAUUGAAAUUAUUAAUAAAAAUUAUUUAAAAAAUAAAUAAAUUGGGUGCAGUGAUUUUGAAGGGGCUCUGUGGCACAUGCCACAGAACAUCCUUCAAUCACUGGCAUUUCCAGUUAAAAAUAGGAUGAGGCAGCGGGAGAAUGUGGAAUACCUCUCUCGGCCUGUGACCCAGGGAAGCCUCUGCCAGUCAGAGCUGACAGCAGUGGGUUGGAUGAACACAGAGCCUAGCCAUCAUGCCUAGUAGCCAUGGCUAGCUAAAUCUUCCACGAAUUUGUCCAAUCCUCUUUGGAAGCCAUCCAAGAUGGUGGCCUCUGUUAGAAUUCCUGCUCUGUGAUUGCAGUCAUGGGAUUUUUGUCUAUCACAUGACGGUGUGUGUUUUGACUCCACAGAGUGGGAAGUGACGGAGACAGGAUGUUUGUGUUACUGUGUUCCGUGAAGUGGGACUAUUGUCCUUUGUUCUUUUCUCUUAGCUUUCUGAUGCUAGAGAGAGAGGGAGCCAUGUUGCAGUGCUCCGUGUGUGUUUAUAUGUAAAUAAAGUAGAUUAGCCAAAAUGCUGAGUUGCUGAGGUCUGUCACGCAAGGUGCUCAAACUCUGCGGAUCCCUAAGUGUGCCGGUGCUGGUUGGCAUGGGUCGCUGUGAUGUUUGGGCAGAAGAAAGCUUUUGAAGCUCCCAAACGAUUGACCAGGAGGGAGAGAACAUGCCAGUCAGGCAUGUGUCUCUACCAGGGCCCUGCUUGAGUGUAGGCUGAGCUCCUGAAAACACGGUAAAAGAUCAAACAUUAAAAACUUCCCUAAACAGGGCUGCAAUCUAAAGUCAGAUUGUUGUUUAUUUCUUUGACAUCUGGUGGGAGGGAGUUCCACAGGGUGGGCGCCACCACCAAGAAGGCCCUUUGCCUGGUUCCCUGUAACCUCACUUCUCGCAGUGAGGGCACCGCCAGAAGGCCCUCAGAGCUGGACCUCAGUGUCCAGGCUGAAUGUUGGUGGUGGAGACCCUCCUUCAGGUAUACUGGACCAAGGCCGUUUAGGGCUUUAAAAGUCAGCAACAACACUUUGAAGUGUGCUCGGAAAGAUAUAGCACUGGCAUAAGGCUGCUUCCUAAUUUACAAAUGCCCUAGACCAGGCAUGGCCAAACUUGGCCAUCCAGCUGUUUGGGAACUACAAUUCCCAUCAUCCCUAGCUUAACAGGACCAGUGGUCAGGGAUGAUGGGAAUUGUAGUCCCAAAACAGCUGGAGGGCCAAGUUUGGCCAUGCCUGCCCUAGACAGUCCCCCUUUCACCCCCUUAGUGCCAAGACCGCCUUUGCCCUCAAAGUUUGUUUUCUGGAUCCUUUUCUAGUUUUGGCAUUAGUCCUCCUAGGUCCCCCUCUUUCUCAUAGCUACCUUUUUGGUCUCUUGUCUUCAGACAGCUGUUGCAGGCUCUGGGUGCUAAGAACCUUGGACUGAAGAUCUUUGAGGAUUUCACGCGCUCGUGGUACUGGAUCUUGAUGUGAGUGGCUGAACAAGUUGAGAGGGAGUAGCUUUGUGGAGGAGAGGCCAGCCAUGAUUUGUGCAUUACUGCAUACAGCCUGAGGGUGGCUCUGGAGGCUGAAGGUGUAUAUGGCAACGAUCUUCUUUUUUUAAAUAAUUUUUAUUGAUACGGCAAGAAAAAACACAAAUACCAAAUUACACACAGGAAUAACCAUAGACACAUAAUUUUCUUAACAAACAAUAAAACAUAUAUUGGUCUUAACACUAAAGACCCAACCUCCCGUCUACAGUGGUACCUCGGGUUAAGUACUUAAUUCGUUCCGGAGGUCCGUUCUUAACCUGAAACUGUUCUUAACCUGAAGCACCACUUUAGGUAAUGGAGCCUCCUGCUGCCGCCGCGCUGCCGGAACACGAUUUCUGUUCUUAUCCUGAAGCAAAGUUCUUAACCUGAAGCAAUAUUUCUGGGUUAGCGGAGUCUGUAACCUGAAGCGUAUGUAACCUGAAGCGUAUGUAACCCGAGGUACCACUGUAUUCCAUAUUUCGAUUUCAUAUUACUUAUUGCCAAUACACACUUUUAUCAUAAUUAAACUUUUUCUUAAUAUAUCUAAUUUCUUAUAUCUACCUUGCAACUAUUACUGAAGUUCCUCAAAUGCUGCAACAGAAUUCAAACUGCUAUAUUUAUUUUUCAAAUAUUCUUUGAAAACCUCCCAUUUUGAAACAAAUUCCUGUUUUGAUUUGUUCUUUAUUUUUUCCGAUAGACCGUCUAAUUCGGCAUAUUCUGUCAGCUUUUGGAUCCAGUCUUGUAUAGGGGGGAUUUCAUUACUCUUCCAUUUUAUGGCAACGAUCUUCAACUGGGAGUCCCCAGGUGUUAUUGGACUCCAAUUCCCAUCAUCCCCAGCCAGCUUAGCUGAGGGUCAGGGAUGCUGGGAGCUGUAGUCCUACAAUGGCUGGGCAACCCAACGUUGAAGAACAAUGGUUUAUGGUUAUAGUCGGAGCCAAAUGUUGUAUACUUUUUACUUCGCUGUGCAAGUGUGCAAUGUGGCUUUUGGCUCAGAAACCAGCAUUCUAGUGUUCUGGAAUUUCGUUUAAAAACUAACCAAGUUUCUAGGCCUUAUAGAUGCACCGUAAAGCUUCAGGCAGUGUUGAAAUCUCAGUUGAACAGGGGUACCAACUUGAAUAAAAUAUUGUGGGCGCCCAGAUAAGAUCCGCCCCAUGUAAUUGAUCACAGGACGCAGUGCACACACCCCACGGGAAUUGUGUUUUGUGUACAUUCAAAUGUAAGAUAAAAGAUAUGCAAAGGGACUUGACAGGAAGUCAAAGUUGAAGAAAAGAUUUUGGAAGAUAAAAGGGAAAAAAUAUUUACUUUCAUUAGUAUCAUUUUGUGUGUGGGUGUGUGGGUGUCUGCACAUGUGUGUGUUUUUGUAUGCAAUGUUUGGGAGGAAAUAAGACGGUAAAUAACAAAUAACAAACUAAAUAUUGAUGUAUGUAAUUUUUAUUCCUUAAUUAUAUUUAGUGGUGGUAUGGCUGUAUUGUUUUUUGUAACAUAAAAUAAUUCAAUAAAAAUUAUUUUUUAAAAAAAACUUUGGGGGGGGGACAGCCCCCUCAAAUAUUUUAUUCUGGGGGCCAAGGCUUGAGUGCAUUCACAUAUUUCCGUCAUGGGAAAUGUAUCUGGUUCUGCCUUCCCUCCAGGGAUUGGUGGUGUCACUUUACUUAUUUGAAAGUUUUAUAGAUCACUAAACAUUUAACAUAACCGAAUACAAGAGGAAAACCGCUGGAACAGAAGGAGCCUUCUGUUUCAGCUUUUAAACACCUGCUGGAACCGUUUCUAUUCCAUCAGGCUUUUGCAGGCAAUUAAGAAGACACACGUCCACAAUAAUUAGCCGAUUUCUGAUGUUAACAUUUUUGCAUGGCUUUUAUUGUGUGGUUUUACCCAUAAUUGUUGUAAACUGCUCUGGUAUCUUCUACGAACAGCAGUAUAAAAAUGUUUUAAUGAAACAAACAAACAGAUUGCAACAGAACACAUAAAAUGCAGUUCCAUUGAAAUACUGUUGACUAAUACCGCUCCAUUGAAUCAGUUCAUCUCUCAAGGAAAACCUGCAGAAUUGCGUUUGGGUUUUUUUAAAGUCUUCAACACUUUCAGUACUCUAUUUUUUUUAGGGGGUAGGGGGAUGGAUCUUGUACCUGAUGCUAAUUUUCAUUCUUGCUGGAGCAGAGGAAAACAUUUUGUUUUUGUUUUUUAAAUAUAUUUUUAUUAAUUUUUACGUAAAGUUUCCAAAAAACAUACAACAUAUUUUCUUAUCUUAUACAAUGCUUUGGACUUCCAUCAACCACGUCUGAAGAUUUUUCAGUCUUUAUCACUUAAUCUACAUUUCAUUCAUUUCACUAUUACUUUUAAUAGUCCUUUUCACAAAUAAUUCUCUUCAUGCUUCUCUCUGCAAUAUUUCACACAGUCCACCUUACAAAACUUCUUGUAGUCCUACUAGCGUAAUCUGUUGAUUGCAAUUGCUUUUCAAAUAGUUCACAUAUUUACUCCAGUCCUCUGAGAAUCUCUGAUGCCGCAGGUUUCGAAUCCUUCCUGUCAUUUUGUCUAAUUCUGCAUGGUCCAUUAAUUUCGUCUGCCGCUCAUCUUUCGUCGGCAGUUCUUCUUGUUUCCAAUUCGGGAGCAGGAAAACUUUUUGAUGUCCUGUCUCUGGUAAUACGGGGCAGUGUCUGGUGCAAGUGGCAAGACAUGUCGUUCCCCUCUGUUGCCAAUGCCCAGGCUGCAAGCGCCAUGACUUACGCAGGCAAAACUAUUAGCAAGCUUAGGGGAACCCAAAGGUUGGCAGGAAUACAAAAGGCCUUCAGGGAAAGCCCGCCUCCCCUUAAAAAACCCGGCGAUGAUUGACUGUGCACAGUGAUGCUGGCCAUGUGGAAUGGCACGGCGUGGAAUGCUGGAAACUGAGCGGGAGGCAGGCCGGGAUGGAGUAUUCGGAGGAGGGUGUGUGGCUGGCUGACCGCUACCCAGCUGCCACUGGAAGUUGGUGGUUAGAUUUGGGGUUGGCUUUAAACACCUUCCAAUCCCUGUCUAUCUUCUCUUUUGAGAUCCUUCCAAUUGUGUUUAAAGGAUACUUGCAAAACCAUAUUGAAAAACCAGAACUCCUAUUAGAAUAAACAAGUUCUGUUUUAAAUACUGAAAUACUAAAUAAGAUGGAUAACAAUGUGUAAUAGAAAAAGAAGCACGAAAUUAGGUUUAAAGUGUGUGAAAGAAAGUAAUAGAAGUGGAAAGAAAUUGCAAUUGAGUAGAUUGGAAGUCUAACACAAAGGUGGGGUGAGGGGUGGUGGAUGGUGAUGGGAAAAGGAAUUAUCUGUGGGACUGAAUGUAGGUAUGUUUGUAUAUAUUUAAGGAUUGUAUGAAAUGUAUGUUUGUAUGCUUGUAUAUUCGCAAUAUGUGUGUAUUAAUGCUGAAUUACUUUAACAAUAAAAACUUUUCAAAAAAAAAAGAAAGAAGAUUUGGGGUUGGCUGGGUGAGUGCAUUUUUCAGCAGACGCGGGGAGAUCACCUCUGUGCUCUGACUCUCUCUUACCUUGUCUUCCUUCCCUCCAGAGGGCUGCUGAUUGCCUUGGUGCUCAGCCUGGUAUUCUUGCUGCUGCUACGUUGCAUCGCUGGGGUUCUGGUGUGGAUCAUCAUUGUAGGGGUGCUGGUCGCCGCAGCCUACGGUGAGUAACGUUGUGGGGAAGGGCCGAAGUGGAGGAGCCAAAGCGAAGAAGGCCACAGGCCUACAUCUCCCUGACUUUCCGCAAGGAAUCCUGGGAGGUGCAGUUUUCCCCUCACAGAGCAAUAGUUCCCAAGCGUCCUUAACAAACUACAGCUCCCAGGAUUCUUUGGGGGACGCCACACAAUUUAAACGUGCACUGAAUGUGCUUACAGUGCGUGGUGUUGUUGACAUCCGUCUGUCUCGGGAGACCAUGGAGGAGUGCGCCUUUGGAAGUGAAGUCAAACUGUUGGAAGAUUGCAGAGACUGCUGUGGCUGUAGAGACCGAUAUGGGAGAGACAUGUUUUAUUGUAGCUGGGGCAGAUGAAGGCGUACGAUUGUGCUGUUGCAGAUGCACCAGGGUGUUUCUUCUCUCUGCUCUCCUCCUGGGGGUCAUUCCUCCUCUGGCCACCUGGCUCUCUAUCACCAGGCCCUGCAGUCAUCUGCAUGGGAUUUAAUUUAAUUUUUAUUAUUAUUAUUAUUAUUAUUAUUAUUAUUAUUAUAUUUUAUUUUAUUUUAUUUAUUACAUUAUAACAUAAUGAUAUGUUUUAUUAUGUUUUUAUAUGUGUUGGCAGCCAUUCAGAGUGGCUGGGGCAACCUAGCCAGAUGGGCGGGGUAUAAAUAAUAAAAUUAUUGUUAUUAUAAUUAUUAUUCACACAUGGCAGGGUUGAUGUUGCCAGCUUUCCUGUCAUGUGUGUUGUGUGGCUCUUUCUUUAUCCCACAUGAAUUUGUCUGUUUCCGAUCUCCUCCACACAAAGGGAGGGCAAGGGAUGAGUUGGGGAGCGUCCAGAAGCCGAGACCUUUUACCUGAGAGAAAUCUUUUUCCUGGAAGGUGGGAAGUCCAAAUCCCCAGGCCGAAUUAAAGCCCUCGGUUUGAGUAACGACAAAAACCUCAUUUCUCCCAUAUACAGUCGUACCUCGGAAGUUGAACGGAAUCCGUUCCGGAAGUCCGUUCGGUUUCCAAUACGUUUGGAAACCAAAGCGUGGCUUCUGAUUGGAAGCUCCUGCAGCCAAUCAGAAGCUGUGGAAGCCCCAUUGGAUGUUCGGGUUCCAAAGAAUGUUUGCAAACCGGAACACUCAUUUCUGGGUUUGCCGAAACGUUCGACUCGCAAGGCAUUCGGGAUCCAAGGGAUAAAAAUGUCAGAACUCCACUCGGCCAAGCCGAUAAGGCCUCAUCUUCCUCCGAGCCGAGCCUUUGAAAUCGCCUCCAACGUGUUUAAUGACCUGAGCCUUUGAUAAGGCCUCAAGCACAUUCUAUCCAGCAGGGUUCCCAGCACAGGGAAGAGACGAGAGGUUUGGGCUACAUUGUAAAGAGUUUAUUUCUAAGCUACGCAGUCAGAAAAGACAUCCUCUCUCUAUGAAAGCAGUGAGCAACUGAACAAAGGAACAAAGGAAACAGGAAACCACUAACGUCACAUCCCGUCUCCUUUCCCAUGAGACUGAAAGGUCUCUGGAAUGUAAACAGAGUCCUGUGACUCCAAGCAGCUGCUCAGUGAUAAGAACAGAAACUAACACUCUAUCGAUCUCUGCCUCUUUUGCUUUCCAGGGAUCUACCACUGCUAUAUGGAGUACCGUGAGCUCGACCAGAAAGGAGCCACCAUCAAGAACAUUGGCUUCACCACCGACGUAGGCGCCUACCGCAGCGUCAAGGAGACGUGGCUGGCCGCCAGUAAGUCUGGGCGGAGGGGAGCGGGCAGGAAAACGGGUGUUGGAAGAUGGUCUAAAAAACCCAAAGUUCCCAAAGCUUGGUUACGAGAGUGGCCCAGGUGCGAAUCUCCUUCUCUCGCCUCCAGUGAUCAUCCUCUGUGUGGUGGAAGGCAUCAUGCUCCUCACCCUCUUGUUCCUGCGCAAGCAGAUCCUGAUCGCCAUCGCUCUCAUCAAGGAAGCCAGCAGGUAAGGGAGUCUCUGUAAGGCCAGUGCGUGCGGAGCCUCAGUCCCGGGGGCCAAAUGCAGACCUCUAUCCGGCCCUUGGGACCCUCUUCCCAAGCCACACGCCCCUCUCCCUCGGCCACACCUCUCGCCAGCCCUGCCUCACACCUUCCUUGAGAGUUUUUGCCUGGCUGGAAUGUGUCCUUGAGCUCUGAUAGUGCCUCUUUUUUUGGACGGAGGAUAUGGAGAGAGAGGCGCACGAGAGGAACUAGUUUUCUGGGCACGGGGAAAAUAGGUGUUGCUGCUCCCCCCACUUCUGCCUCCACUGAGAGAGGGAAAGCAAGCAACUAACCCAGCCCCUUCCUCUUUUUUUAUAAAAAAAAUCAUUUUUUUUAUACAAACAACAACCGCGAAAGACACAUACAACAAAAACUAUAAUAACAGUAAUAACACAAUUUAACCAUUCAGAUUUGAAUACACUGACAUACCUAUGAAUACACCUUUUUUAACAAUAUUUUCCCACCUCUUUCCUCCCCCUGCUUCCUGCCACUAUCCGCCUUAUCGCUUAAAUAUUCGUUCCAGAUUUCUUCAUAUUUAUCCAUUCUUAUUUUGUGUCGACAUGUAAUUCGUUCGUAUGUAGUUAAUUGUCCAUAUUAUCAAUCCAUGUGCUCAAUGGAAUCUUUUUGCGGCUCCUCCAAUUCAUCAAAACAAGUUUUUUUGUUUCUAAUAUAGCAUGGUACAUCCAAUUUGUUUGACCCCUUGAAAUCUCCCACGUUUCCGGAAUAAAAUUUAGAAUUAAAUUCAAUUCCCCUAAACAACAAUUUCUUUUUAUUACUCAUGCUAUAAAUAUCCUCACCUCGCACCAAAGUGAUCUUAUCAUCGGGCAGUUAAUCAUCAUAUGUACUAAGUUUGCAUUUUUACUCCCACGUCUCCAGCAGUUGUCUGCAUUUGUUAUUUUCUUCUGGUAUAGUUUUGCUGGAGUCCAGUCCUUCCUCUUAAUUUCACUGUAGCCACAAAGUGGGUUUCCUCUUCUUUCCUCCCUGUGCUUCACUACCUCCACUGAACUGCCCUUUAACCUCGAGAAGUUUCCCCUGCCCAGACUGCCCCAGCCCAAUUCUCUAUACAUUCAUACCUUGGUUUUCAAACAGCUUAGUUCUCUCUCUCUCUUUUAAUAAUAUUUUAUUAAUUUUCCGAAAAUAACAAAAAUAAAAAACAACAAUACAAAAAAAACCAAAUUGACUUCCCUCCCAUCCCCUGAAUCUUGUGUCAGAAAAAUAAAUGAGGAGUGUUGCCUUCACCCCCCAAAAAGACUUAACCUAGGGCAGGGUUUCCCAAACUUGAGUCUCCAGCUGUCUGGGGACUUCAUUUCCCAUCAUCCCUUGUCCUACUAGCUAGGGUUGAUGGGAGUUGUAGUCUUCCUGAAGGAAGCUUAUGUUAGCUCUGCUUGUUUUUCCCUUUGCACGUCAUUCACGAAAAGCUCCUCGACAGCCAGGGUCUCUCUGGGGUUUAUUAAAAAUCUUUGAAGUGCACGGGAGAUAAUUGCAUAGUGCUAAAGUGCAUUGAAGGGACGCGGGUGGCAUUGUGGGUUAAACCACAGAGCCUAUGACUUGCCGAUCAGAAGGUUGGUGGCUUGAAUCCCCACGACAGGGUGAGCUCCCAUUGCUCGGUCCCUGCUCCUGCCAACCUAGCAGUUCGAAAGCAUGUCAAAGUGCAAGUAGAUAAAUAGGUACCACUCCGGCGGGAAGGUAAACGGCAUUUCCAUGCGCUGCUCUGGUUCGCCAGAAGCGGCUUAGUCUUGCUGGCCACAUGACCCGGAAGCUGUACGCCGGCUCCCUCGGCCAAUAAAGCGAGAUGAGCACUGCAACCCCAGAGUUGGUCACGACUGGACCUAAUGGUCAGGGGUCCCUUUACCUUUACCUUAAAAUGCAUUGAAGCCCAUUUAAUGUGGUCAUUUCUUGAACUGUCUGCCAAAGAGGCUUUAUCUAAUUCUACUGCAUGCUACUAUCUAAUUAAAGGCCCACAUUUGCUUGGGCUCCUAAAAAGAAAAUGGGGAACAGUAGAGGGGAAACAUUGCAAAAUCGUACAAGCAGAGAUGGUGCAAAGGCUAUAUUAUGGGUUCUAACUGGUUUGAAGUGUCUCUGGAGAACUGUACUACAGACGAGUUUGAUUGAAGCUGAAAAGCUUGGGUUUACAGGGGUCUCUCUUGUUCUCUCCUGCAGAGCCAUUGGGUACAUGAUGAGUUCUCUUUUCUACCCGUUGGUGACCUUCGUCUUGCUGGUGAUAUGUGUGGCCUACUGGGGUGUUACUGCUCUGUAUCCUUUAUUAAGUGAAGACUUGUUACUUCAUAUCUUGCAAGUGUCCCGGGGGAAACCUGGACAUCUUGUUUUGUUUUUAAUUGUGAGAGAACAACUUCCAUUUUGGUGGCUGUGAUCUUGCCCGAUUUUGCAAUGCGAUUUCACCCUGGGAAAAGCACUUUUUUGGGGGGCCCGCAAUCUUGCAUGGCACUCCUAAACGCACAUCUUUGGGGGCUGUGCCCUAAGAAGUGGGGUGUUGGUUGGUGGGGACAGCGACUGAGUAUGUUCUACAGCCAUGGAAAGUUGACUGGCUAUUGGGGCAAAGAUAAUGAAAUGGUGAGGCUUGAACCCUAAAUAGAAGCAGUGCCCUGCGACAUUUUGUUUUUAAUGGUUUUACCCUUGCGGUUCCUGUUGAAUUGCUACCAGGCUUAUGCCAUUAUUGGGAGGAAGGGAAGCUAGAAAUAAGCUGCCUACACACAAUGCCUUUUGAAUCACAUUCGAAGCACGUUUACUCCCCUCAAAGGAUUCUGGCCACUGUAGUUUGUUAAGGGCUGCUGGGAGCUGUAACUCUGUGAGGGGUAAACUACAGGGCCCAGAAUCCUUUGAGGGAAAGAACGUGCUUUGAGUGUGCUUAAAAGCUAUAGCGUGUACACAGCCAUAGGAUGAGUACAUGAAUGAAGAGAAUAACUUUGUAUUUCAAUACUUGGCUGGUGUUUGACAGGAAGUCAUAGCAGAUAUGUAAUACAGUGGUACCUCGGAGUUAAGUACUUAAUUCGUUCCAGAGGUCUGUUCUUAACCUGAAACUGUUCUUAACCUGAAGCACCACUUUAGCUAAUGGGGCCUCCCGCUGCAAUUUCUGUUCUCAUCCUGAAGCAAAGUUCUUAACCCGAGGUACAAUUUCUGGGUUAGCGGAGUCUGUAACCUGAAGCGUAUGUAACCCGAGGUACCACUGUACUACUUGGCGUUUGAUACCUAGUGUAUAAUGGCGGAACAUAGCAGUUCCUGGUGACAGCUUCAGAGAUUUUAUAUCCUAACACCUAGUAAAACCAAGGCAACAACAUCCUGAAACCCUCCUAUCCUCAGGUAAGAACGUCAGCUUCCAAUUUUGAAUCACAAAAUUCCUGGCAAGCUUUAGAAAUGUCCGUGAGUAUUCAAGUUCAGCUCUUCACUGCUUCCAUCUCUUCAGGUUUUUGUUCCCAGUAGGGAAAUUUCUGUGUUCUAUGUACCACAAGUGUUAAGUUGUGGGUGAACACAUCAGACAACACAGCGAUUUGUCAAACAGCUCUUGUUUAUUCACAGGCCCAGAGCAGAACUGAACUGAAUGGUUCAGGCAACCUGCUUAUAUAAAGCUCAACUACAAAGCAACAGUAACAACUUUCUGUAACUAUCCAAUCACUGAACGUCACUUUCAAUUCCUUAUUUGCAUAUGUGGACCUGAGUGAAGGAUAUCUAAAUAUCUAAAGUAUCCCCCUGCUGGCCCAGGGUGAGAACUUCAGUACAUAACACCAAGGUCUUAAACAUUUCCGCACUGAAGAUGGCAAAAAGUGAGGGUGCUGCUGGGGCUUCGGGAAGCCCCCAUUAUUCCUUUUUCUUUGUAUAUCUUCUUCCCUUGACUACUCCCCACCUUCAGAUAUCUCGCCACCUCUGGAGCGCCCCUCUAUCGCAUCGCUCCCAAAAAUGAUAGUUCCCCAGACUGCAUAGGGAUCUCUGGGAACGAGAGCUGCAGCCCAAUGGUGAGUCACAAACGUAGCUGAAGGAUCUUGGUUCCCAGAUCUACCUCUCUGACUAGAGGGGAUGGGGAUCAAUUUGAUUUGGUACACAUUUAAAGUCAUUUCUACUUUCUGAAACAAUAUGUGGAGCGAAACACAUCUAUCCUUGGAAAUUUGCACUUUUCUGAAUUUUGUCAACCAACCAAUGCUUACAAAAAUACAUAUUUUAGGGGAAGGUUUCAUAAAAAUGAAGUUACCGUAUUGUCCCGAAUAUAAGCCUCACUUUUUUUCCAAAUUCUGACCAUGAAAAAUUAAAGUGCAGCUUAUAUUCGUGACCUUACAAAAACUGACAUUUACGAUAUUGUUGCUGAAACAGACAUACGGUAAAUUGGAACAAGAAAAUGUUUUAUUGCCGAUUUGCGAGCUUGAGUGCCUGCGGAAUUGUAGCAACUGAAUAGCAAUUUGUGAUUUUGGCGAUUGUACGGUCAUUUUUGCAAGAUGAAAGGCUUAAAUUGGCUCGGAGUUACAAUUCUACCAACCGCAGUGGUUUUCAGCCUGUAACCCAAUUUUAAGGGAGCAACUUAUAUUUGGGUGUUGUCUUUUUUCUCUCCCCCCCCCAUGAAUUUUAAAGGUGUGGCUUAUUUGCAGGUGCAGCUUAUAUUUGGGCCAAAAUAGUAUUAUGGAAAGUAAUAUGCAAAAAAGUGCAUUAGGUUAGGGGAAAUUGCUUGCAAAAUUACAUUAUUCAAAACUGAAUACAAAAAUGGGCUUAUUAGGAGAAAUUUGCAUUAAAAUGCAGACGAACUUUCAUGAGUGUUUUUAAAGAAAAAAAUUUAAACCCAUGAACUACAGAAUGUGGCGAACUGAAUGCAAGAUUGGAAAACUGAGAUACUGAGAGGAUCAAAAUUAGCAGAUAUAUCCAUCCCGGCCCCUGACUAGCCCUCCAGUUCUGGGCUGCUUUGGUGUCUCAUCCCCACUUAGGGUUUUAAUGGGGACAAUUGUGGCCAUUUUGGCUUCAUAGGCAACGGAAAAUGGAACCCAGAACCCAAAUGACAUGGUACAAAAAUAUCUUCUUCUAAGUUCUUUGUCUUGCUUGGAGGGGACAAACCACACUGGUGCUGGAUACUUAAGAGAUCCUCACAUAAGAUCUUUUGGGAACUCGGACAGCCCUGCAAGAUCUUGCGUGAGCAUCCCAGAAUCGAACCCCUGAGAGGGCUUUAAAGCUCUUUUUGUGCCAGAUCCGCUGGAUUGUGCUCUACUUUGCUGCGAGGUGGGGAAGGGGGUAAGGCCCUCUCAACAUGGUAGCUCUGGAAGCCUGUGAGAUUUCAGGAGAGCAUCCCGGAGCCCUCAUAAACAUGUGCAGUUUCAGCUGGCUAGCCUUCAGCUGCAUAAAGUUGAAAUCGUGCAACAUAUACACAUGCGGAUUGUACUGUGCACACUGAUAUCUCAAGUUCGUCCAAAAGCCCGAGUAAAUAAAUCAAAUCGUGCUCCACAGCACUGUAUUUAAAAGUGUAUCUUCAAUGCUGGGGGUGGCAGUUCUGUACUUCCUAUUAAUUUUGUGGUGGUAUCUUAUUCGUACAAUAGACUGUGAGGUAAGUUCAGUAGAGUAUAGUGAAAUAAGUUAGGGGGAGAGAGACGAAGAGAGGUAAGGAAGUGUGAGGUAAGUUAUUAAAGCGAGGUGAGUCAGAAAAGGACUGGCUGGAAGUUCUCCUCAGAGAUCUCAGCCCAGGUCUCCCUGCUCCAAGUCCAUCUCCUGUACGACCCUGGAUUUUAUAUUUCUGCCAGGGUUCAAAAUGGAUCCUGUUUGGCAGCGGCGUAGCGUGGGUUGUCAGCACCCGGGGCAAGGCAAGUAAUUUGCGCCCCCUAACCCCUAACCUGCCGCCGCUGCCAGCUUCUUCUUGCUGCUGCCUGGGCUGGUCUGGUGUGGUUCUCUCCCGCGCUCAGCGCUGCGCUGGGCGGCCGCUGCACUGUCCCUCCCCAGAUAGUCCCUCGCUCUCUCUCCGCACCGCACGCCUGGCACCCACCCCCUCCACAGUGGGCGGCGACCCAGCGGCUCGGAUCGGAUUCGCACAGCCAGCACUGCAGUGAGAGAGUGUGAGUGAGCCAGGUAGGGGCAGAGAGCUGCGAGUGCGAGCGCGCCCCCCCAGAUGUUGCGCCCAGUGCGGCCGGCCCCCCCUGCACCCCCCACGCUACGCCACUGCUGUUUGGCUGUGGAGCAACUUGUGGGGCUCUGCUUGGCUCUCCUUUUCGCAACCAGCCAUUUCCAUGCCCUGGUAUUAAGAGCACCGUUCCCUGCUUUCUUCCUCCAGACAUUCAACGCCUCCACCUACUGGCCCUGCCUGGUGGAUUGCAUCUUCUUCAAAUACAACGACCAAGGGCUCUUCCAGCGCAACCUCUUCAACCUGCAGAUCUACAACUUUGUGGGCCUCCUCUGGUGCAUUAACUUCGUCAUUGCCCUGGGGCAGUGUGUGCUGGCGGGGGCCUUUGCCUCUUACUACUGGGCCUUCAAGAAGCCCCAGGAUAUCCCGGCCUGUGCUGUGUGCAACGCCUUCGUCCGGACGUUACGGUGCGCAUCUUGUGUGGGAAUUCCCAUGCGUCUGGCGGCGGGCAGGGAAGCAGAGGAUCUGCUCCUCGCCCUGCCGCUGGCCUGCAUUGUGCCAGCGUCUCCUUUGGGAAUUGGAACAUAGGAAGCUGCCUUCAACAGAGUCAAAGCGUUGAGUCCAUCUAGCUCAGUGUUGUCUGGAUGACGGCUAACAGAUUGAGAUUGAAUCCUGACAAGACAGAAGUACAGUGGUGCCUCGCAAGACGAAAUUAAUCCGUUCCACGAGUCUCUUCGUCUUGCGGUUUUUUCGUCUUGCGAAGCACGGCUAUUAGCGGCUUAGCGGCUUAGCGGCUAUUAACGGCUUAGCGGCUUUAAGAAAAAGGAAACAAACUCGCAAGAACUCGCAAGACGUUUCGUCUUGCGAAGCAAGCCCAUAGGGAAAUUCGUCUUGCGGAACAACUCAAAAAACGGAAAACUCUUUCGUCUAGCGAGUUUUUCGUCUUGCGAGGCAUUCGUCUUGCGGGGCAUCACUGUACUGUUUUUGGGAGACAGGAGGCGGACAGUUGUGGAGGAUUCCCUGGUCCUGAAUGGGGUAACUGUGCCCCUGAAGGACCAGGUGCGCCGCCUGGGAGUCAUUUUGGACUCACAGCUGUCAAUGGAGGCACAGGUCAAAUCCGUGUCCAGGGCAGCUGUUUACCAGCUCCACCUGGUACGCAGACUAUCUGCCUGCGGACUGCCUCGCCAGAGUGGUGCAUGCUCUGGAUAUCUCCCGCUUGGACUACUGCAAUGCGCUCUAUGUGGGGCUACCUUUGAAGGUGACCCGGAAACUGCAAUUAAUCCAGAAUCCGGCAGCCAGACUGGUGACUGGGAGCGGCCGCUGAGACCAUAUAACACCGGUCUUGAAAGACCUACAUUGGCUCCCAAUACGUUUCCGAGCACAAUUCAAAGUGUGGGUGCUGACCUUUAAAGCCCUAAACGGCCUCGGACCAGUAUACCUGAAGGAGCGUCUCCACCCCCAUCGUUCUACCCGGACACUGAGGUCCGGCGCCGAGGGCCUUCUGGUGGUUCCCUCACUGCGAGAAGCCAAAUUACAGGGAACCAGGCAGAGGGCCUUCUCGGUGGUGGUGUCCGCCCUGUGGAACGCCCUCAAACCAGAUGUCAAAGAGAACAAGAACUAUCAGACUUUUAGAAGACAUCUGAAGGCAGCCCUGUUUAGGGAAGCUUUUAAUGUUUGAUGUAUUAAAGUAUUUUAAUAUUUUUUGGGAAGCCGCCCAGAGUGGCUGGGGAAUAAAUAAUAAAAUUAUUAUUAUUAUUACACCAAGUGGCAGCAGCUCUCCAGGGUUUCUGGGAAGAAGUCUCUCCCGGCCCUACUGGGAGAUGCUGGGGAUUGAACCUGAGACCUUCUGCCUACGAAGCAGAAGCUCUACCAUUGAGCUAUGGACUUCUACUAUUGGUAGGCUCACACAUGGCUUUAGUGUUGCCUGCCAACUGGAGGGCGAAGGAACCACCCGACCAUCGCUCAUUUACAUAGGCGUUGCUGUCAGAAACUGUAUUUGUUUAUUUCUUUGUUAUUACUAUUAUUAAUUAAAUUUGUAUAUGGCCCUAUACCUGCAGGUCUCAGGGCAGUUCACAGGAAUAAUAAUAAUAAUAAUAAUAUUUUUUUGAAAUAAUUUUUAUUAGUUUUACAAAUACAAAGUUAUAAACGGAGAAUCAAAAAGUAUACCCAUACACAGAGAUUCCUCCAAAUCCCAGGACUUCCACCCAUCCCCUCCAUGAAGUCCCAUUAUAAACAUUUAAUACUGAAUAUUCUUUCAUACUCCAAUUUUUAUAUCAAACCUUAUUAUCCAUGGUAAUCGUUAAACUACAAAAUCCUGCUAAUUGUUUCCAUCUGCUUACAGUGGUCUCCUAAAUAACUUCUAAAUUUUCCCCGUUCUUUUAUAAAGCUUUUAUCCUCUUGGUUUCUGAGUUUUCCAGGCAAUUUUGCCAUCUCGGCCCAUCUGACUGCAAUGCCCUAGCUGCUCUGGGUGGCUUCCCCAAUAUCUCAAGGAAUGGCUGGGAGAUACCUUGUCUGGCAUUCUCAGGAUCUGCUGCUACACAGUGCAGACACUUGACCUCUCACCCUUCAAACUGGGGUGGAGAACCUCUCAGGCCCUCCAGGCCUCUCUGCCUGGGCUAUGGGACUUGCUCCAAGCCAUAGUUGAGGCUGGCCUCAACCAGAGCCAAGGCUUUUUCGGCCGUGGCUCCAGUCUGGUGGAACGCUCUGUCACAAGAGACUAGGGCCCUGCGGGACUUGACAUCUUUCCGCAGGGCCUGCAAAACAGAGCUGUUCCACCAGGCCUUUGGCCAGGGCACAGCCUGACUCCCUCCUUUGGCAAUCCUCACAGAACUCUAGCCCAAUGGUUGCCAUCAAUUUGAGUUGAAUUAAUUUUAUAAUGAAAUGAUUUUAGAAUGUUGUACUAUUUUAUUGGUGUUAGCCGCCCUGAGCCCGGCUUCGGCUGGGGAGGGCGGGAUAUAAAUAAAAUUAUUAUUAUUAUUAUUAUUAUUAUUAUUAUUAUGCCCUAACUGGCCCUGCUGCUCCACAGCUUCCUUGAGUGCUUUUUCCUGGUUUGGAAUGUGUCCUUGAACUCUAUAUAAAGCUUGCCUGCAUAGAGAGGAUUGAGUGAGUGUUGAAACUAGCCUACCAGGCAAAGGGAACAUUUAUAUUCAUUGCUCCGCCCUCUUUUCCCUCUGGCCCUGCCCACUGCUGGAAUGUGGCCCCUGGAGGAGAAUGCGACCCUGUAGACUAGCUGAAAAUAUUUGCCCACCCCUCCUCUAUUUAGAGUAGCUGGCGUUGUUUGUUUUGGGAGAUGCAGUACAGUGGUACCUUGGUUCUCAAACUUAAUCCGUUCCAAAACCAAAGCGUUCCAAAACCAAGGCAUGCUUUCCCAUAGAAAGUAAUGCAAAACGGAUUAAUCCGUUCCAGACUUUUAAAAACAACCCCUAAAACAGCCAUUUAACAUGAAUUUUACUAUCUAAGGAGACCAUCGAUCCAUAAAAUGAAAGCAAUAAACAAUGUACUGCAGUCACACAAUCAAUCAAUCAAUCAGUAGCUGAACUGGGUUCCACACAGCCACCAAAACAAAACAAAAAGAGCUGCAAAAACAAAAAUGCAAAAUAAAUAGCAAAAGCAGACAAAUCUCAUUGUAACACUCAAAAUGGAAGCGUGGCACUCAAAACGGAGCACAUUCGGCUUCUGAAAUAAGUUCGCAAGCCAGAGUACUUACUUCUGGGUUUGCAGUGUUUGGGUUCCAAGUUGUUUGAGUACCAAGGCGUUUGAGAACCAAGGUACCACUGUACAUGAAAACGUAAACCUUGGAUAAGAGCAGCAGCCUCAGCCUUAAUUAGGAAUGGUGUCAAAGUCGGGGGUUCCUUGUCUUGAUCCAGAAUGUUUCGAAAGGCAGCUCCACCUUACAGGACCUCUCCUCUCUCUCCGCAGAUACCAUAUAGGAUCUCUUGCUUUUGGUUCCCUCAUCCUCACUAUCGUCCAACUGAUCCGCAUCGUGCUGGAAUAUAUGGACCACAAGUUAAAAGGCAAGUGAUGAGUAAACCAGGCAAGAAGGGCAGGGCAGGAAUAAAUACCAGUAAUGGUCAGAAUAACCAGAGUCGGGUUGCCCAUUUUCUCUGGAAGUAGACUAGCACUAAAGUCUUUCACAAUCUGGUCUGUUAUGUUGCUGGCCCUAGCAUUAGGCAGAGUGUGGCAGCUUCAUAGAAUUCUUGAAUUGUAGAGUUGAAAGGGACCCCAACGGUCAUCUAGUCCAACCCCCCUGCAAUGCAGGAAUCUUUGAAGAUUUUCAGACUCUUCACGUAAUUCAAAUUACAGUCACUGCUUUGUUAAGUAGUGGGGUAGGAGAGCGGGGGUGGGGGAACCACUUCCGGCAACCAAUGUGCCCCUUUGGGUUUCAGAUAGUACGAGAAUAGACGGAUAUAAAAAGCCUGGGACACAUUUUCACGGCCCUCUAGUGGCUAGGACGGCUCAUUUGCCAGAAGUCAUGUAUCUAGCAUUAACUCUGGAAUUGUAUACAAUGGUACCUCGGGUUAAGAACUUAAUUUGUUCUGGAGGUCUGUUCUUAACCUGAAACUGUUCUUAACCUGAGGUACCACUUUAGCCAAUGGGGCCUCCUGCUGGCACUGCACAAUUUCUGUUCUCAUCCUGAGGUAAAGUUCUUACCCCAAGGUACUAUUUCUGGGUUAGCGGAGUCUGUAACCUGAAGCGCCUGUAACCUGAAGCGUCUGUAACCCGAGGUACCACUGUACUCGAUUUUGACCCAGCGAAACCUCCUAGAACAAAAUGUACAUCAGUAUGACCCCCCACAAAAAAAAACCAUGACCACAAAAUAAUAAUAAAUAAUUAAAAACGAAACAUUCAUUCCCCCCCUUUAUGAGGCAUCCUAAAGGUGUAACUGUAAUUUUAAUACAGAAGUACAAGAAUGGAAAAAAAGAGCAAAUUUCAAAUACAGUAAUAUUCAACUUAGGAGGUUUAGUUAGGUUGAGAGUACAGUGGUACCUCGGGUUACAGACGCUUCAGGUUACAGACUCGGCUAACCCAGAAAUAGUACCUCGGGUUAAGAACUUUGCUUCAGGAUGAGAACAGAAAUCGCAUGGUGGCAGCGGGAGGCCCCAUUAGCUAAAGUGGUACCUCAGGUUAAGAACAUUUUCAGGUUAAGGACCUCUGGAACGAAUUAAGUUCUUAACCCGAGGUACCACUGUAUGCACUUCCAGAGUUAAUGCUAAAUUCGUGACUUCUGGCAAAUGAGACACCGUAGAUGCUAGAGGGCCGUGAAAAUUUGAGUCCCGGGCUCUUUAGACUCUCCUACCUAUGUACUGGACGUGGGUGGCACUGUGGGUUAAACCAUAAAGCCUAGGACUUGUCGAUCAGAAGGUCGACGGUUCGAAACCCCGUGACAGGGUGAGCUCCUGUUGCUCGGUCCCUGCUCCUGCCAACCUAGCAGUUCGAAAGCACGUCAAAGUGCAAGUAGAUAAAUAGGUACCACUCUGGUGGGAAGGUAAAUGGCGUUUCCGUGCGCUGCUCUGGUUCGCCAGAAGCGGCUUAGUCAUGCUGGCCACAUGACCCGGAAGCUGUCUGCAGACAAACGCCGGCUUCCUCGGCCAUUAAAGCAAGAUGAGCUCCGCAACCCCAGAGUCGGUCACGAAAUGGACCUAAUGGUCAGGGGUCCCUUUACCUUUUACCUACCUAUGUACUAUCUGAAACCAAAGGGGCACAAUGGUUCCCAGAUGUGGAAUACAUCGACGUUAUUUUCAGCUCUCCUACCCCACUAAACUGGGAAGAGCCAAGGGGAGCGUGUCCUUUUCAAGCCCCGGCUACCUAAUUCUCCUGUGGCGUUUGUAGGUUCCGGUAACAAGCUUGCCAAGUGCCUCCUUUGCUGCAUGAAGUGUUGCUUUUGGUGUCUGGAGAAGUUCAUCAAGUUCCUCAACAGAAACGCCUACAUCAUGGUAAGCCUUGCAGAUGGGCCACCUAGGAGAUCAGGGGUCUUAAUGGUGGCGGUUGGGAGGGAAACAGAUGGGGACGCCUGCGGGGGAAUAGGAGGCGAGGGAAGUGAAUGUGUAUCCUGGAGGAGGCUUGAGAGCCACUGUGAUGCGUCUGGGGGUGGGAAACUGGGGCUCAAAGCCCUGCUACACCUGCUCCCACAGCACUCAGGUCCUGCUUGUGGCCAGCUGACCACUGUGAGAACAGGAUUCUGGGUAAGAUAGGCCUUUGGCCUCACCUAGCAGAGAUCAUCUUCUGUGUUUGCAGGACCCCUGCACAAACAUGGCAAACAGUGCCCCCCUCAAAACUACGGCUUGCAUAGGAGCCAAUUCAUCAGGGCCGAGGGUUCUUCGGUCCCCCCAAUAAAUCCCCCCCAAUUUUUUUAUUAGUUUUCCAAAAAAAAUUAAGCAAGCAAGCAAACAAACAAACAAACAAACAAACAUCUUAACUAUACUUGACCCAAUCUUAGUAACAUUGUUAAGUGACUUCCUCCAAUCCCCCUGGCUGAAUUUCAGUGUAUAUCAUUAUAACAGUUUUCCAAUACCAAUUUUCUCAUAAAAUUAACUUAAUCACUUAACAUCCUUCUUUGUUUUCAUUUUGACUUUAAACAUAUUAUUCUCUAACAUCACAUAUUUAAACCUAUCUGGUAUUUGCAAGUUUUUCCAAUUAAGUUAUCUUAACAUAUUUAACUAAAUAGUCUUUAAAUUUCAUCCAUUCCUCCUGGUACUCCAUCCAUUCCUCCUGGUACUCCUCCUCUAUCAGUCAGGUCGGCUAGCUCCAAUAAAAUAUUUGAGGGGGACAGGGCCCCCAAAGUUGAUGGGCAUUGCCAGUGAUGGUUUUUAUGCUACAUUUUACUUUGCCUUGAUAGAGUCUUUAAGCCUCUUUUGUUGACCACCAGCAUUACGCUUUCCAUUUUUAAGUUCAGAAUAGAGUAGUUGCUUUAGAAGACAAUAAUCAGGCAUCCGCACAACAAUGGCGGCACUGUGGUUAAAACAAACCAGGUCACCUUGGAAACCAUGGUUUGGAAAGUGCGGUUGGGUUUUCAAAGCCUCUAUGGUUAACACUGAUUAUUUAUUUCCAAACCACUUCUCAGGCAAGAUCAGCUCCCAAAGCGACUUACAAUUAAUACCCACUGAAACAUACAGUACAUCGGACUAUGUGAAAUAUUGCAGAGAAAAGUAUGAAGAGAAUUAUUAGUGAAGGAUUAUUAAAAGUAAUAGUGAAAUUAAUGAAAUGCAGAUUAAGUGAUAAAGAUUGAAAAAUCUUCAGGUGUGGUUGAUGGAAGUCCAAAACACUGAAUAAGAUAAGAAAAUAUGUUGUAUGUUGUUUGGAAAUUUUACGUAAAAAUUAAUAAAAAAUAUAUAUUUUUAAAAAAGAAACAUACAGUACACCAGGGUACACCUCCUUCUUUGGAGGUCUUUAAGCAGAGGCUUGACAACCAUAUGUCAGGAGUGCUCUGAUGGUGUUUCCUGCUUGGCAGGGGGUUGGACUCGAUGGCCCUUGUGGUCUCUUCCAACUCUAUGAUUCUAUGAUUCUAUGAGAUGUUGCGGUGUUUAUGAGAGUUUCUGCUUCCUGAACAGUGGUGUUACAACCCCCAGGCUCUUUCCUCUAGCAAAAUAAUAACUGGUUGGGAAUCAGUGGCGGAGUGUGGAUUGUGGAACCCCAUAAAAUUCUAGGCAGGGGUGUGUGGUUCUAUAUGGCCAUCUUAAUCCCAAUAAAAACUUGGGGGCGGGGGGUGUGGUGUUGUUGAGGGAGGGGAAGGGCAUAGUCCUCCAUCCUUGUAAAAGACUGAGCUUAUUUCCAUUGUCUCUUUCAAACCCUUCCCCUCCUCAGAUUGCCAUUUAUGGAAAGAAUUUCUGUGUGUCGGCCAAAAAUGCCUUCAUGCUACUGAUGCGCAAUGCCGCCAGGUAAUGGGGCGAGAGGGUGGGAUCAGCAGGGGGCCGAGGAGAGGCAGGGAUGAAGAUGGACAUUCCUGGUUCGAACCUCCCCUUUCUACCCCUGCAGAGUUGUAGUCCUGGAUAAAGUCACGGACCUGCUGCUGUUUUUUGGGAAGCUCUUGGUAGUUGGCGGAGUUGGCAUUCUGUCGUUCUUCUUCUUCACUGGGCGAAUUCCCAUCGAUAAACCCGAGUUCAAAUCUCCCGUCCUCAACUACUAUUGGCUGCCCAUCCUGGUAUGUGUAACUGUGCCUAUUUCUUGGGCUGUCGCCUUUUCUCUCCCAAUCUCUCUCUCUUUUUCCCGGCCCAUUUUAAGGCAAUUCUGCACCAUUCCAAUCCAAUAUGGCGGGUAAGAUGCACAGAUUUGUGUUAGUUUAUCUAAAACGUAGUACAGACCCCCUCCAAAAAAACACACACCAAAGUUGCUGACAGAAAACUGCAAGGAAUUUCUGGGGGUGACGAAUCUUGGUUGUCUCAAGGAGGAUCCUUAGCUCAGGAAAUGCUUUGUAUAUGCUUUGUUGGACAAAUGGCCUGAGGAGAGGCUAACCUGUGGCCUUCUGGAGGUUGCUGACAUCCAGCAUGGCCAGUGGCCAAAGGUAAUGGGAGCUGUAGCUCAGCCAAUUCUGAAGGGCUACAAGUUAGUCAACUUAGUAGCUUCUUGUGUCGCUUCACAAAAUAACAGCAGAAACCAUUAAAGAAAGAAUAUGAGUUGUCCCCUACAAACUGGGAGCUUUAAAAAUAUUGUGGGUGAGAAUAUUGUGAACUAGCCUUUGGCAACCCAGCGUCCUCAAGCAGAUUUAGACUACAACUCCCAUCGUCCACAUUCACCGUGGCCAUCUUGGAUGAGGCUGAUGGGAGUUGUGAUCCAAAAGUUCUGAUUCCAAUGCCGGAAGUCUUGCCCCUCUCACUUCAUGCCAUGUUUCUUCCCCUUCUCUCACUCUCUGAUUCAGACUGUUGUGGUAGGCGCCUACUUCAUAGCCCAAGGUUUCUUCAGCGUCUACAAUAUGUGUGUCGACACGUUGUUCCUCUGUUUCUGUGAGUAAUUCUUUUUGCCCUAAUUAUACUCUACUACACACCUGGGGCUCUGCAGGGAGAAAUGUAAAGUAUUGCACUUGGGCAAAAAAAAAUGAGAGGCACAAAUACAAGAUGGGCGACACCUGGCUUGAGAGCAGUACAUGUGAAAAGGAUCUAGGAGUCUUGGUUGACCACAAACUUGACAUGAGCCAACAGUGUGACGCGGCAGCUAAAAAAGCCAAUGCAAUUCUGGGCUGCAUCAAUAGGAGUAUAGCAUCUAGAUCAAGGGAAGUAAUAGUGCCACUGUAUUCUGCUCUGGUCAGACCUCACCUGGAGUACUGUGUCCAGUUCUGGGCACCACAGUUCAAGAAGGACACUGACAAACUGGAACGUGUCCAGAGGAGGGCAACCAAAAUGGUCAAAGGCCUGGAAACGAUGCCUUAUGAGGAACGGCUAAGAGAGCUGGGCAUGUUUAGCCUGGAGAAGAGGAGGUUAAGGGGUGAUAUGAUAGCCAUGUUCAAAUAUAUAAAAGGAUGUCACAUAGAGGAGGGAGAAAGGUUGUUUUCUGCUGCUCCAGAGAAGCGGACACGGAGCAAUGGAUCCAAACUACAAGAAAGAAGAUUCCACCUAAACAUUAGGAAGAACUUCCUGACAGUAAGAGCUGUUCGACAGUGGAAUUUGCUGCCAAGGAGUGUGGUGGAGUCUCCUUCUUUGGAGGUCUUUAAGCAGAGGCUUGAGAACCAUAUGUCAGGAGUGCUCUGAUGAUGUUUCCUGCUUGGCAGGGGGUUGGACUCGAUGGCCCUUGUGGUCUCUUCCAACUCUAUGAUUCUAGGUGUCGCUGGACUCCUGCUCCCAUAAGCCCCAGCCGGCUUGAUCCAUGGCCAGGUAUAAUGGGAGUUGUAGUUCAGCAAUGCCUGGACGGGCUCCCCUCUCCGCAGAUUAAUCAUUCAUUUGCUAAUCUGAUGAGACCUGAGGCAAUACUUUCCUUUUCCCCCGCAGUGGAAGACCUGGAGCGGAAUGACGGCUCCCAGAGCAAGCCGUAUUACAUGUCCAAGUCUCUCAUGAAUAUCCUCAACAAGAAGAACAAGAAUGGCAAGGCCAAGUAGAAGAAAAUUUGGUGUUACUGGUCCACAUCAUCUCUUGCUACAGUAUAUCGCUUCCUGGCUUUUAGGCCCCAGGCCUGUCUCAAGAGCACUUUAACAUAUCCCUUCCCUUGCUUUCCUUUCCAGUGCAUUUUGAACACAUUUCAGCCUUUUGGGCCUUGCCACUCUUGCCUCACGUUGUCUUGCUCCAUGUCGGCCAUAUUGAUUUCUUAAACGGUGCCAUAUUGAGAAGACAUUCUCCUCCUCCGCCUCCUCCUUUACUGGCCAUCUUAUUUUAGAGCCCACCUUUCAAAUGAAGGCAGCCAUUUUAACAUGUUGCCCUUCCCUCUGGUCCACCCAUUUGGGGUUGUAUCCAGUCAAGAUGUCCUGUUCAUCCCAAGGGGCGCUGACUUGCCCCACACAUCACACGAUGCCACGUGAUGUGUUCUGCCCAGCGUGCAAGCGCUCGUGUGCCAGGCUGGGCAGGCGUCCCGUUCCCACUGCUGCAUUGCCAGUGCUUCCCCACACGUUGAUUCUGUGCCAGUGCCAACUUUUCCCUCCACGCUGGUGUUUUGCUGCCCAUCUUGCCUUCCAACCCUGCAGACAUCUUCAUGAGAAGCCAUCCCACUUCCUUUUGGCUUGGGCCUCGUCACGUCCAACCCAGCGAAAAGGACGUUUGGCCGAUAUUUGCGAUGUUCCCCCGUCAGAUAUCUUGUGGAUUUUAUAGGCCACAGCAAAACAAGUGUCCUUUCCUUUAGGGUUCAGCUGCUGUUCUUUCGCGGGCUAUGCAACUUCUCAGUAAACAGUAAACAGCAUUUUCCAGGUCUGUGUGCCGUUCUCUGGGUUAAAUUGGGUGAUCAGGAAGCACCCGGGAGAGCCUCUUCUAAAAACCUAUCACACAGAGAGGCAGUCAGCUUUAGCUGCCUACGGUGUGGUAAGCUCAGUGUUAGCCUGUUCCCCCGGCUUUUGCAGUGAGGAGAAGUAGACAGUGAGGUGGCUGGAAGCUACGAUUGAUCUCCUCCCCAGCUGGUUACAACUACUCCAUGGCAAACUUUUCAAACAGCUUAUAUAACUCCCAUCUGCAUAGCUGUCAACCGUCCCUUAUUUGGCGGGAAACUCCCUUAUCCCAGCGCCGUGUCCCGCUGCUGUCCCUUAUUGAUGAUGUCCCUUAAAUUUCCGGGGUUUCAUGCUCGCCCGGCUCGGGAGGGAAGCAGCAGCUCGGGGUCCUCCGCUGCGAGAGAGAGGGCGCACUGGCGCCGUCGUCCUGGUGCGAGGAGUUCCAUCGGCCCUUCCCCGCCUGAGGGGGGGGAGGGAGAGAGACUCUCGCCCACACCGCCCACAAGCCCGGAGGCGGUAGCGGUGGCAGCGGCUGAGGAGGCGGCCUGAGGGAAGAGGAAGAGGAGGGGAUGGGGAGGGAUGCAGAAGGGCGCCGCCGCAACUGCCUCAUGCUGGAUUGACAGCACCUGUCAAUCCUACCAAUGUAUGUAACUUUUUAGAAUAGCAAAAUCCCUUAUUUUGGCUGCUGAUCCCUUAUUUUCGAGGCUGCUGGUCCCUUAUUUUCAAAUCCUGGUUUUUCAGGCCCAACUGUGCCAAUUCCUGAUUAUGUCGUUCUCUUUCAGAAUAUCUUGACUUUUUUCUUUUUUGUUUUGGCAUUGGCCGCACGUCCAACAAAGAGUGGUGCUUUCAAAUCCAGUGAAACAAAUGGGCUGAAUCACACUUAGCUCUGCCUUGCACAGUAAUCAUUUUAUUGCCUAAGUGCCUUCAUUGACAAAUUGCGUUAUCCUUUUCCCACUUAAUUUCCCAGUGACUUUGUGCCAAUUCAUUGACUCCUAAACUAUUUUGGCUCGGAUCCACUUCCUGUCAGCCAUUCUGUUUGGUUGGGGUUUUUUUAUUCAAAAUGCUAAAAAUGUACUGUAUAUAGACUUUUUUUCUUUCUGUACAAAAAUAAUCUAUUUUAUAGAAAGGAUACAAAUUUAUUAAAUCUGAUUUUAAGU